Pocillopora meandrina is the source of this 44978-nucleotide messenger RNA. The record is from the annotation of a GenBank genome assembly. Lineage: Eukaryota; Metazoa; Cnidaria; Anthozoa; Scleractinia; Pocilloporidae.
AUGCCAAAUCUAACAAACCCGGUGUCUUGUUUGCGACCUCAGCCAAGGCUGGGUGCGAAGUGGUUGAAGACUGACAUACAGGUAAGAUUUAAACAGGUGGUGGGCUAACUCAUGGCAAGAUUAUAUCAGAAGGGAAGGGUAAAUAGUUCUUCGAACCGGUGCUGACUUCAAAUUUUCUUGGCACGAGCCUCACCUUCAUUUUUGUGGGAAGCAAUAUAUGUAAAUCGAUCAGUUCUUUCUCUCGCCGCGCCUGCGUUUUGAACUUUAUUUCAAAAUCCUUCAGUGUAUACCUUAGUUUUAGAUUCAUCAGUACCUCUUUUUGACUCAUACUGGGUAAUUAAAGUUCAAGAUUUAUUCGAUCUUUACCAAUUCACUCCUAAUACAGUACAUACAUGCAUGUUUUGAAAUUUGAACUGAUGUCAAGCCGCAAAUGCUAUUUUGUUAUCAAUUUGUUACCGUCGCUAAGCUGUUAUUUAUGUGUACUCAUACCCGGCAAUAAUUCGCUUUCUUAUUUCUAUCAUUAUAUCGCAAAUUAUAUUCUCCGCCAGGUUUCAUGAUAUAGCCUUUAAUCAAAUUGACUGAAACUAUGAUUUGAAGUGUAUCUCCAAAAUCGAUACUUGUGAGAGUAUUGCAGGUGUGAUGUUUACUUGCUAAACGCUUCGCUGAAAGUCGUUACAAAGUUGUUUAACGACUAUGUUCGAGGGUUGAUAUGCACCUGUGAAAUACACUUGUUAAGCAGAGUAAUGCUUUUAUUACUUUGAAUAAUAUGAAUACAUACAGGUGGAUGGAAAUGUGUACUUUUUUCCUGUGGUUGAAACAUAUUUUACAGAGGAUUUUGUUCAGAAAGAACUGCUCAAUAUUUUCACCCUAUUUAUACGGAUUAGGAAGAACCUGGUUGAAUGUUAACCCUUCUCGGUGGUUUUCCAACCAGCCUGUACACAAAGGAUGCCUCUUAACCCUUUCACUCUAAGGAGGGACCAACAAGAAAUUUAUCUGUACAAUAUCCAAAAGCAGCAAGGCAAUGAGGAGGAAAAUAUCAAUUAGAGGUUAUACUUGAUUUAAGGGGAAAUUCUCAGAGCUGAAAUGAUAAGCAACCACGAGGGAUGGUACAGAGAACAAAAACGAUCUGGAUCUUGGGAGAGAGAGGAUUAAAUACAAAACAAUAUCUUGACUACCUCAUUUAUGAGGCAUAUCACACCUACUCCAUAUGAAAAUUGAUAUAGCAAAGGUGUUUAUCCUGCAUCUGUUAACCCUUUAACCCCCAUGAGUGACCAGGACAGAAUUUCUCCUUACAACAUCUAUACAAUAUCAAUCAGAUUAGUGAUGAGAAUAAAGAAAAAGAUCAAUAAAGGGAUAAUGAGUUGAUCCAAUACUAAAUUCUCUGAAAUAACAUAAUAAGAAUGGUAUGGUUGACGGUAAGGAGAAUUACAAGUUUGAUCUGAGUGUUAAAGAGUUAAAUCUUUGAGUAGACAGGUUAUAAUUUGCCCCUUAUAUUGUAAUUCCAUUUUUUGAACAGCUAAACAUCUCAAUAUUCAAAUACAACAUAGAUACAUGUAGGGUGACCCAGUGCAUGAACGAAAUGCCCUAUCAAUGCAUGAAUUUUCUCCUAAGAGAAUUGGAAUGUUUCUGAAUGAACAGAUCCCCAAAAAUUCUAGGUAAAUGAGUUCUUAAAAUUCACACAAAGAAAUUAGAUUGUCUAAUCAGUAUGUUUGGUCAAAUUUCAGCCUGAGAUCUCUCCAAAUUCAGUUUGAAGUGGAUUGUUGUUCUCAAACUAGUAGAAAUCAUUUGCAAAUUUCCUUCUUCAGACAACUCAUAUUGCUUUGGCAGUAAUCCUCUUUAGCUUGUAUGUUUUGUUUUCUUAAUAGAGGUCAUGCAAUGGUACUUUAUGAUACUUCAGGGAACUGCUUUUUUUUUUCUUCAGAUUUCAUCCUUUUUCAAGUGCAUAAUUUGUAGGCAUAAUUUCCUUAAGACAUAAGUAGGAAUUCCUUUGAGAGCCCCCUUAGGAAAACAACUGGUAUGAGCUUAAGAGGUCAAUUGUUUGGUUGCAUGUAUCUUUCUAAAGUUUACUGUACAAUGAAAUCUUAUUUAGAUGCGAUCAUAGGAGUAUCAUUUCAGUUGAACAAUUGAAAAAAUAAUGCAGGUUAGCCACAACUAUCUACAGUUUACAAUUGCAAGAAUUUUCAUUGUGUAGAGUUAAAGUAAACAUAAUGUUUUUAAACUUUUCAGACUGCCUUCUUGCCUGAUGGUUUAAAAAAGCUAUGGAAUGAGCUAGUUAAAGAUGGAGAAAUUGUGAGGAUGGCAUCUGAUGUAAAGAUGAACUGUGAUGGCAUUCCUGCUCAGAAAGGAGAAACAGGCAAAUUUUAUUGUGGUCGUUGUAUUCUUAAAUGUACUUGCUGUGAGGGUCAAUGUGGCCCUAACAAAGGUUGUAACUGUGAGCCUUGCCAGAAAUUGGACCAAGAAGACAGGGAGCAAAAAGAAGAGGAGGAGAGAGCCCCUCCUGCGGCAGGUCCCCUGAUGGACUCGUGGACCUGGGGAGAGCAACCAAACACUGAACAAUUAAAAGAAGUACUACAAGGACUUGUCUUUGAUCAAAGAAUGCUUGCAAGCCAAGCUGCAGGAACAACAUUGUCAGCAAUGAGACUUCAGCAGCGUUUAGCUGUGUUAGGGCGUUAUUUUAUUGCUCUUUCGAGGGAGCAAGCAUCCAAUGCAAUGAAGAUCAGUGUUAAAAAGGGUGUGAAGAAGGAGAAACAAGAAACUGGUAAAAAGAGGAAGAAACGGGGCAGUGCUGAUACAGAACAGGCUUCACUGGGCCUCGCUAGAAUUGGUGCCAGGGCAGCGUUGUCAUUUGCAUUUGCUUUUCUACGUCGUGCCUGGCGAUCAGGUGAAGAUGCAGACUUGUGUCGUGAGCUUCUUGAUGAAGCAUUAGAGGCUUUGCAGUGUCUUCCAGAAGCAACUUUGUUUGAUGAAGCUUCCGUGUCUCCUGUUUGGUUAGAAGUGGUUGAACGGGCAACAAAGUUUUUACGAUCAGUUGUGGCUGGGUGAGUGUCAGGGUACAAUGAUGACUUAAUCUAUGGUUAAGUGAUAAUACAUUGAAGGUGUCUUGGAUGUGAUAACUUGUAUGGCUUGUUCUGAAGAACUUCUUCACAAUCCCCAUUGUAAUUAUUACUGAGUGCUGGUGCAGACAAACCCAGAUUAUCCAGACACUUGGGGACCAGGCUAAACAGUUCAGUUAACCCUUUAACUCCCAGAUCAAAUUUGUAGUUCUCCUUACUGUCAAUCAUAUAAUUCUUAUAAUAUUAGUUCAGAGAACUUAGUAUUGGAUCAACUAAUUAUCCCCAAAUUGAUAUUUUUCUUUAUUCUUAUCUCUUGUCUGGUUAAUAUUGUAUCGGUAUUGUAAGGAGAAAUUCUGUCUUGGUCACUCAUGGGAGUUGAAGGGUUAAAUUGAGGAUGAUUAGUCAAUCCAGUACUAAAUUCUCUUGGCUAACAUUAUAAGAAAUGUAUGGUUGUCAGUAAGGAGAAUGGCAAAUUUGAUCUGGGAGUUAAUGGAUUGAUUGGCACUUGAUGAAAAGUUUGCUUUCUCAAAAUCAACAGUUAAAAACUGAAACCACAAAUGUAUGACAACUGAUAGUUUUUGGUGAGAACAAAAGUCUGAAUUUGUUUGCAUGAACCUCCUACUCAAUGGGUGAGACUUGAGUGCUCAAAUACUUAAAAGUUUGAUCAGUAUGCAAUCUUACAACAUACUGUUUGUCUUAUUAGGAAAGGAAAUGAAGACAGAGUAUACUGCAAACCUCUUGAUUCUGUUCCUGUAUCCGAUCAACAUGUGGCUCUGGGGAUCCUUUUAGAACUUGGUGUACAGCGAGGCACCCUACAGCACAUGUUGGAAGUCAUCUUGUUGCUGUUGGAGCUGUGGGAUAGUGGACAAGAUAAUGACACCGACUCUUGUUUCACAUCAGCUCCUUUAAUUCAUUUAUUGAGACGGUUUGAGGAAGUAACAGGUGCUUCUCAUAAGGCACUGGAACCAAAUAAGUUGGCAGAAGAGGUAGAUUUCCAUUCUCUUCAGGGACUUAUGAAACUUACCCCACUUACAACCAUACUUGUAUUUUUGUGAGCAGCUUACACAACUGAGAACACCUCUGCUUAUUGAGGUUACAUGUACUCUUGUGUUAAAAAAGGUCACCAACAAUUAACUGACAAUUGGUAAAAUUUCUUGCAUAAAUGUUUCAUGUUGUCAGGAUGCUGUUUUAUCAUAUUUAAAACAUUUUGAAAAUUUUUCACAUCAUCAACUUUUUAACAAAUGGAUUCCGUGCUGCUGUGUGUCUGUUUAAUUAUCGAUCAAAGAUGACUGAUGUCAAAAUGUGGCAAGGAUAUUCAUACAUUUAUAUACAUAAAUGGCAUGUAUGUGUGGACAGAAAAGUGGCACCGCAUUUGAUGUCGUCUGUAAUCAGUCUUUUACUGUACAGACCCACUACAACAUGAAAUCUGUUUGUUUUAUAUAAUAAAAGAGAAAAUGUUGUCAGUGGUGACAUUAUCUUUGCAUCAGUACUCCAAUAGAUAUAUGUAAGUACAUGUAAUAGCCAAUACAAAUGUGUUGAUAAUUCAGCUUAUCAAUUUAAUCGUAUUGCAUACUCUACAGUACUUAUGCAACCAUUUCUCUUCUUGAUUUAUCAUUUUUUAAAUUUUAUUUAUAUAUUCUUGUUUAUUUUGACUUGUACAUGUACUAGGUUAUGUCAUCCAGUGUACCCAAAGUGAGCCCAACUGAGUCAUUCUUACGCUACCUGGCUCUUCCUGAAGACGAAGCAGAGUUUGUUGAGCUGCAGCAUUGUGCUGUUGUAUUGGUAUCACACUUGGAUAGGUUGGCUGCUCCAUAUCUGCCACUUUCUUCAAAUCAAAAGGUACACAAAGUGCCUCAAUGUUCCUCUUGACCAGUUUUAUUCCAAAUAGUAUUUUCAAAUUGUUUAAGUCUUUAACUCCCAAGAUCUGAUUGUUAAUUCUCCCCUCUAGAUGCUACAUAUUUCCUUGUAAAUUAGUUGCAAGAAUUUGGUGUUAGAUCCACACAACAUCUUCUACCUGAUAAGUCUGAGUAUUCCUAUUACCUGCUUUCUGGAUUAUGUAGGGAGAUUAUGGGGAGAAGUUACAUGUUAAUCACUUCUGAGAGUAAAAGGGACUUAAUUCACUUUGUUUGUCUCCCAAAACUUAGGGACAGUGUUUUAGUUAAUUUUAAGAAUGGUGACUUCAAAAUUUAUAACAUUAACUUUUUUUGUCCUUUGUACAAAUUUGAUGCUUGAAUGAUACAAACACAAAGUUGAGAGUUCUACUGUAUGUUGAAUGACUUGGAAACCUGCAGAAAAUCAGCCCUUUUUUGCCUGAAGAUCCUUAGUGGCACACAUCUCCCCUUCCUUAGUGCCGAGUCUAAAUGGAUGUCAAAGAAGGCAAAUACGUUUGUGUUGACUCAAAUCAUGUAUGUGAUGAUGUAUUGUAAUGAAUUUGUUUAGACUCCCAGUAUUGGCCUUGUUCAAGAAGUCUUAGGAUGGGGCUGGCUAUCAUGGGGAAAUGCUGGUCACACCUUGGGCCCGACAACCUUGGGUAGCCUUGUGGAAAUUGGAAUAGCUCAGAUUUGUUGUGCUGAAAAGUGUUUUCUCGCGGUUACCAAAACUGGCAAGGUUUACACUUGUCUGUACACUACAGAGGGACAGGUGAGAGUAACUGAAAAAAAAAGAAGCUUUUAAUCACUGUUACUACAUGUUAUAAAUGUCAGUUUCCUGCAUUCACAGUAAAAAUCAUUUACACAGUCAUUGUUGUUAUCAUUUUUGAUGAUUUCUGUUUUUAUUAAUCUUACAAUGUUGGAAAUUUAUUCUUAUAGGGUCCAGUGCUUAUUGAAUCUCUUGCUCAUAAGUGUGAAAUAAUCAAAAUUGCAACAAAUCCGGAAUGUAAACAUUUUAUGGCUCUGAGCAGAGAGGGUGAAGUCUACUCCUGGGGAUCUGGGGAUGGUGGCAAGUUAGGUCAUGGAGACAAUAAGUAUGACAUAUAUUGUGCAUCUUUAUUCUUUCAACUCCAUUGAUAAGUGAUUAUAACUUUUGAUGAUUUUGAACACAAGGGCAGUCACUUGCUUUUAAUACAGAUGUCAGAGGCAAAUGCUUCCAAAAUGCUUUUAACCCUUUAACUCCCAGAAGUGAUUAAAAUGUAACUUCUCCCAAUAAUAUUCAUACAUUAUCCAGCAAACAGGUUAUGAGAAUACUCAAACUUAUCAGGUAGAAGUUGUAACCUUGAUCUAAAAUCAAAUUCUUGUAACUAAAUAACAAGGCAAUGUGUAGAAGCUAGAGAGGAGAAUAAACAACUGGAUCUUGGGAGUGAAAGGGUUAAGGAUUUUGAACAAAAGCUUGUUUUUUUGCUUGAAAAUGUAAGUAAAUAAGAAGGUACUUAGUCCAAGAAAACCUUGACCUGCAACAGUGUGCUUGGUUCAGUUCCAUGCCCUUCUCUGUCUCAUUACCCUUUGAGAUGUGCUGUGAAAGCACUGGAAACAUGUUGAUUGAAUUCAAUGAUAAUGCUAAGAACUAUAAUCAAAAAGAUCUUCAUACUGGUUUUUCUCACCACAGAAGUAGAGUAAUAAUUUGUUCUGUAGCUUUACGAUUUGGGAGAAUCAUAUAAUUUUGAUAUUUACAGUACCUUUUUAUUGUUCCUUUGGUGUUAGUUUCUAUGACGAGCCAACCCUGAUCACUGGUCUUGCUGGCAAGCAAGUCAUCCAGAUUGCUUGCGGAAGUAGUCACAGUGCUGCUGUAACAUCUGAAGGAGAGCUCUACACUUGGGGCCGAGGCAACUAUGGAAGGCUAGGGCACGGUAAUAAUAAACAUUGAAAUAAUAGAGUACUUUGUGUGUUCGUGUGGGUGUGAAUGACAUUCAGGAUAAUCCAGUGUUGUAUCUGUUUGAAACAGAAAAUGGCUGUGGGGUAGUAAGGAGGGCAAUAAACAGUUGCCCAGUUGACACUACAACUGUUCAAGAUAGAAACAAUGUUUUAUUCAGGAGCCUAUGAUCUCACAGAGUACGUUGUAUGUUAGAAUGACUUCUAAAACGUCAAAUCAGCACUCACAAGUAUUUACUUAAAAACUGUACCUUUGCAUUUUCAAUAUUUAAAUUAUUUUUUUCCAUCUCAAAUUUGUUUUUAUCUUUGCUUUUAGGAAGUAGCGAAGACCACCUUGUUCCUGUGUUGGUAAAUGGUUUACGUGGAUAUCACAUCAUAGAUGUUGCCUGUGGGAGUGGUGAUGCACACAGCUUAGCUGUAGCUGAUGACGGUGGGUGUAUUGGUAUUCUACACUGGCACUUUCUAGAACUAGUUCAUUCAAAGCCUGUAUUAUCAUUCAUAAACAAACUACUUGAAUUUUCUGAAAUAUCCUUUUGUCUCUAAAGAUUUUUGCCAUAAUUUGCCAGGAACUCUAGCUUUCUCAAUGAUGCAAACGUCGUCAGUUCAUAUGAUACUGAGAUCGUUACAGUGAACUCAUUUUAUGUAAUGUACAUUAAUUAUUAUUGAUGCUACCUUAACCAACAAUGGCUGCAUAGAAAUGCGUAUUUUCUGCUUUCAGGCACUGUUUGGUCUUGGGGAGACGGAGACUAUGGUAAACUUGGUCACGGAGGAAGUGAUGGUUACAAAGCCCCAAAAGUUAUUGACAAAUUGCAGAGUCUUGGUGUGGUGCGGGUAUUCUGUGGAUCACAGUUUUCAGUAGCACUCACACGAGAUGGACAGCUGUUGGCUUGGUAAUUUUUUUAAUCUUCAUGUAUUCGUAGUGUUUCCAUUUCAUUCAUUUUAGUUUUAUGACAUUUUUGCAUUCCUGUUGUCACCAAUUUAAGAUUACACUGUAUAUAAUAAUUUUCGUUAGCAGGUAAAAUUCUGCAAUUUGUCGUAUGCAGCAGAGUGACUGAAAUGUGUACACACAGGACAUAUAUUACCCUCCAAGUGAAUUCUCUUAGUAGGGUGGAAUGAGAUAAUGUAAACACACUGUCCAAAUUCAUGUGUUUAACUCAGGUUCAGAUAUGAAGUUCUGCGAAGGAGGUUUGCGUCAAAGUGUCCUGAAGGUCACGCGCGCGUGACAUGAUCGGAUCGUAGCUUUUUUGUUUGGCUUGUUAUUGUUGCUUUAAUUUGUCUUAUGUUAUGAUUUCUUCAUUUGGAUACCAGAAGUAGUGAUUGGCAAUAGCCUUGGUUACCCUGAAUUGCUUUUAUUGCCCUCUUGGUUUUAAUUACUAUGCCUUAUAAUUUGGCAUCGGCAGGUAUUUCCACGAUGUCGUCUUCUUUCAACGUUGCAAACCGAGAACCGGCAAAGCUUCCUCCCCUUUUCUUCCUUCACGACAAGUUUCUGAGCGUUGUGUUACAUUUUUUCGUCAUUUUUUAUGAUCUAUAACUUUAUCAACAAUGGUUCGAGAAUUACUACAGUUACUGUAAAAAUAAGACUUGUUAGUUACUGCGGAAGACGUGCUUGCAGUUUAAAAGAUUUGCACAGCUUGUCUAUGUGCAAAAUGAUAAUCAUAGUUCAGAUGUAAUCAUUAUUCACCUGGAUAUAUAUCUUACAGGGGCAAAGGGGAUGGAAGUCGCCUUGGUCAUGUGACAGAGGAUCACGUGCGCUAUCCAAAAGUCAUUGAAGCAUUUUGUGGAAAGAAGAUAAUUGACUUUGCUGUUGGCUCAGUCCACUGCCUGGCAGUGACGGAAGACGGUGAAGUGUACAGCUGGGGAUGGAAUGAACAGGGACAACUGGGUGACGCCUCCUGCAUGAACAAAGCUGAGCCUACUCUCAUAUCAUCCUUAGCUGGCAAGGAGAUCACAGGGGUGGCUUGUGGUCCUGCACAGGUAGGUCAUGUCCAUCAACAUGUUGACUCAGUCAGAAAGUCAAGGCUGAGACUGAAACCCCAAGUACAACUUUAGGCAAGCUGAUUAUUCCACUCCUAGGAAUAAUUCUGUAACGAACUGUAGGCACUCACUGCGAAAUUUAAGACACGAAUUAUGGAGAAAAUUGUCUAUGGAUGACAGAUCAGCCAUAACACUUAACCCUUUACAUCCUAACAUUGAUCAGUAUGCAUAUUCUCCAUAAUUUCCCUAUACAUUUCUUAAGGUUCUGAAAAGGAGAAUGUGUUGAACAAUCACUAGCUUCUUUAGUUGUGGAUCAUUUCCCUUAUUCUCAUGACCUAAUGUAUAAUUCAGGGGUGAUCUUGUAAGGAGAAAUUAGAUGCUGGUCACUCUCAAGGGUUAAAGGGUUAAUGAGUGCAAAUGUUGUAUCCCCUGCUCAACAUGACACUCUUAAAUCUUAUUAGAUUAUUAUUUACAUUAAAUUAGCUAUGGAUGGUUACCUUUAUUGUUUAGCUUUAUGUUUAAAACAUUUUAGACUGCGUUUUUGUAUAAUUCAUAUAGGAGUGUAUUUAUUUUAGUCGUUUUAAUUUUGUACUUUUUAUUAGUCUGUGUCCCCUAAUUAGAAUGAGUUUCUCCCAGGCUACAUGGUUGGACUCUUAAAUAAAGUGUUUAUUAUCAUCAUUAUUGUAAGAAAAUUCCCUUGGAAGGACAGUUUAUAUUUUUGUCCCCUAUCAGGUACUGAGUUCCGUGUGCAUUUUUCUCUACUUAUCAGAGUUUUGCUUGGUCAUCCGCUGGACACUGGAAUGUAGGGCUGCGUCUUCCUUUCUGCCUUGAUGUAUGUAAGAAGACAUUCGAAUACUUGGAUGCACUGCUAAGACGUGUAAGUGAAGACCUGACAGGCGCCCUCGACUGGCCCCCUCCCCCACAGGAGAAAGAAUGCAUUGCUGUUGCGACAUUGAAUUUAUUGAGACUUCAGGUGAGUUUUGGUUAUUAGUCAUUUAGAAGAUUACCGUUUAUACUAAAGUUCGGAUAUAACAUGCGCUGUCAUUGGUUGAAAGAGCGUGCGCUAUGAGAGUAUAGAGCAUAGAGCUGAGCUAAAGCUGUCACGCCAUCUGCUAAAGUGUACUAUGUCCGACCUUUUCCGGGACUUCUCUCUAGCCUUUUUUCGUUAAUUGAAAGUGAACAAAUUUCGGAACAAGCGAGCCAGCAAGUAGCAACAGAAGAACCAAGCAAAGGUUUGUAAACAUGCCAGGCGCCUCAAUUAACGUUAUUAUAACGUGAGCAGAGACGAAAAUCCUCAAAGAGAAAACGAAGUGGAUAGUCCUUUACAACAGAACAGAGCACAGUCAAGGCCUCUCUAUAUGUUAAUUAAUAUCUAUUCAACAGAUAUAUUCCAUGUUACUGUGUCUCUGUUCAGUUAUUGACCACAUGUGAUGUCAAAAUGUGGUAAGAACAACAAAAAAAGUGGCACGCGAGGCGAUGCAGAUUGUGUCACUGAAUAAGUGUUCUUUCCACAUUUUGACUCUUAAGUGGUCAAUUACUGAACAGACCCAUGGCAAUAUGGAAUCCAUUAGUUUUGUAUGAAAAAAUAGUAGGAUGUUGUUGAUGGAGACGUCAUUUAUGCGUCUGCCUUUCAUUAAAUCGUUGGUAAGAAGCAUUGAAAGUGCGCGCAUAAUUCAGCUUAUCGUAUAAUCAAUAAUUGAUAGUUAUUUAACCUUGUUUUUUGUUGUAUCAUUGGAGAACAGAAAUACAAUUAGAAUUCAGAAAUACAGUGCAACAGUCGCAUUACUCAUUAACUGUCCACCGGACAUCGUAACGACUUUCAAGGAAUUUUCAUUUUUGAUCCUUCCCUUCCUUUAUUUUGAACUCAGCUUCACGCCGCCAUCACGGGAAAUGUAGAUGCUGAUGAUUUAGGGCUGGGAGUGGGGAGUAAGCUGCUGCAGUCAUUAAAGCAACAAGUGGUGUCACUGGCCAGCAACAAAGGAGUGCUUAAGACUGUACAGGCAGCAGCUCAAGGUGCUCUGAGCAAUGGAUGGGUUCUGUUAUUGCCCACGCCAGAGGAAAGAGCGAGGGCUUUGACAGAGCUCUUGAUUGAAAGUGAGUGGUACAAAUUAGCCAUCUUUUGCCUUUGAUAAUGGUCUUCUUUCAGAGUAGAUUGCUGUCGGAAAAAGAUCAGAUAUAAGUACCAUUUGAUACCUUCCACGAAAAGAAGAAGUAUCCACACACCCCCCCCCCCCCUCCCUAACUCCUUCUCUUCUACUACCCCCUGGAUUUUCUGACGGAAUAAUCACAUGUAUCUUGAUCAGCGAAGAUGUGCGUAGCAAAACCGUUUGUUGAUUUUGUUCGCGAAGUUCUUGACUACUGUACCAGGGUAAAACGUUCUGUAGAUUCAGAACAUUCGUGGAACAUACAAUGUAGAAAUGUAUCGGUUACACUUGGAAACAAAAGAAUUAAAUGUAAUAAAAAUUUGGACACAUCAGUGAAAUGCAAUUUUAUUAAUAUACACUGCUUACUGCAAGUAGUAACUUGCUUCCUGUUUGUUUUGGACAAAUAUCUUCAGCUUGUGACAAGCCGACCUCUUCACCAGCUGGGAAGAAGUUCAUGUUGGAUCUUUUGAUCAAGAGUUUGAUGGCAGAGGGGAGCCUUGAGUCGGCUCUGGAGACAACUAUUGACAGUGAAAUUAAAGGUGGCGCUGGGGAGAAUGACAAAGAGAAAACAACAGAAAGCAAAGAUAAAAUUGCUGAUGUCCCUCUUCUUCAUCUGGCCCAGCAUCUGCUGAAGACAUCAUCAGCACAGGUGCUGGGUGAAUUUCAACAAUUGUUUCUGAAGCCACCAAAGUUACAGUGGCCUUACAUCCCUCCGCCCCGACCCAUGACAGUAGAGCUACUACUCAAGUUACAGAGGCUUCUUAUCGGGAGCUUUUUCUUGUAUCAUGAGGAUGAACGACCCUGGUAUUUGGUGAAAGGUAAUUGUAGCCUGAUGUGUUGGUGUAGUUUUGGCAAGUGAAUGCUCAGGAUCUGAAAUUACUUUGUGUAGAACUGUGGCCCUUCAAAGCAAGCCUGUAAGCUACAGGGCAAGGUUAACUGUCAAGUGAAAAGAUACAGACCUAUUCUGUGUUUGGAGAUUGUGGCGUUCCCACAUUUUAUGAGCAAGGUAGACUUGGAAAAUCGUUCAUAAAGUGAUGCUGAUUUUCCCUCCCGAUCGCGGCCUCGUUAUCUUUACUAUGAUAAAGUUUGUAUGAUUCAUACAUGGAAAUGAUAUGCCCUUCCUAUGUUCUGGAUUCUUUCUAAUUCUUUGAUUGAUAAAAUACUCCAGUUGACUAAUUUCAAACUACUUUCUUGCAGGUGAGGAGAGAGACCUCAGUACUAAGCAACAAGGUGCCGCAUUACUUCUUCACAAGUAUGCUACCUUGCUUUGCUCCCAUACUGGUGAGAUCCUUCCAGUAGCCUCAUCCCUGGCAUCCAAUGGCCCACGCCAUUUCGUAGUCUCUUCCCAAAUAUUGCAACGAGAGAUGACAGGAGUUUUACUGCCUGAAUUUUUGACGUCGAUGGUUCUUCUACAAACGUGCAUGCCAAGUGUCAUGGACUCGUCCAGAACUGUACCACUGGUGGGUGGUCUGUUGGACUUGUUGGACAAGUUUAACCGGCUCGCUCCCGGUGUACAGAAAGAGGACGAGGAGGACCUAGCCUGGCCGGGUGGGAUCGGCAGUCCCACUCCAGCUCGGCGGAAAGCUGAUGGUGAUGUCACUUUUAUUAGGCCGGAAGAUUUAGACAAUCAUAACAAAGAUGGCGGACUUUGGGUUGUUAUUCAUGGCAAAGUUUAUGAUCUUCAAGAUUUUAAGGAUCAGGUAUGUUUGUUUGACUUACGAAGCCACAGUUUCAGGUGUAAUAGCAGGUCGGGUUUGUAGUAGGUUGACGACAUACAUGUAGCACGUAUGUUUGAGUUUGCUCGUAGAUUUUAUCUUUCUGUGCAUUCACGUAAAUAAGCAGAGAAAGGCUCUUUUCUCUCAAACUGGUCACCGAAGACUGCGUGUUGUGUGGUGUCAGGUUCUGUUCAUUCUGUUAUUACGUUUUGUGAGUUUAUUUUAUGACAAUGUGUUACCGUUUUAGGCACCCUGCGGGAAAGAACUGCUGCAAUCUUAUGCAGGUUAGGAACUGUGCGGUGAUAAUCCUAUAGAAGAGUCUUUGAGAGACCCUGCAAUUAUAGUGUGUUUAUGGCGAGUGAACAACUAUUAUUUCAUUAGAUUAAAUUUUUAAAGGAAAAGAUGGCUAGAGAGAGUUUUGCAUUUGCCAUUGAGACUAGCCCAUGAGCCAGACGAAGUAGGGAGGUACAGUAACGCUCAAAAUUAAGUUGACAGUCUCGACUCGAAACUAUUGAGAACUAUUUAUUUUAAGGAAGCACAACAACAGCCAAAGAGCGGUACUGUUCCCCCAUAUCUAUAAGCUAGUUCCUUAAUUCUUGCUAUUUCGGCUAAUCAGUCAAACCAUGUAGGUCUGACUUCGCUUGAUAAUGGUGAUUAAUAUGACUUUUUAAUCAAUUUUGUAUCCAGCUGCUGAUGCAACUCAAAUUUUUGAGGAGACUAAACAUUCUGUCGAGGCAAGGGAAAUGAUGCAAGCAUUCUUUGUUGGUAUUUUUGUAGAGGUAAUUAACCACUUAUAUAUAAUUCAAAGUUUUUGUUUACCAUAUGAAUGUUGUAUUGAGGUCGAAGUAGAAACGUGCUCUUUUUCGCUAUCGGGGUUCCUGUUUUCAGGCCACGCAAAAGUUGGUGAUUUCACGUGGCUGUUUUGCAUAGAGCGAUCAAACACACAUGCGGAGCUAUUGUUCUGCAGAAAAACAAAUUUUCUCUCUUGAAGUCCCGGGUCUCCAGGACACAAAAUAGAAGGACAGGUAAACUGGUCGAAGCUGUUCAAACCGAUCAAUAAAUGAGGACCAAGUCCUAAAAAGCACUUAACCACAGAUACAACAAAUAGUUGGAGAAUGAACUAAUAAAAGCGUCUCAAACGAGCAUGGUUUUGUUAUUUCUACCUAGCCAAAGAUAAAAAUGGAUAUGAUACUGUGUUCUCAUCUCUGUUGCAGCCUGAUCAAGAGCUAGCUCUGGACAGUGCGUUGUCUGUGUCGUCUCCUUUGAUUGACUGUGAGCGUACGUUGGGUCUCUUACUGGGUCUUUACGCCUGUCAUCUGGCACACAGCACUCCUGUAAGUGUAGUAGAAGAGGAAAAUGAGAGAUGGCUGGCCUCUGAUUUCUUCUCGGGUGGAAUGGCGGCGUCAGCUGAACUAGGUGGCAAUGUUGGAAGGUAAAUUUUCGACAACAGUCUUAGUUUGUAGUAGUCCAGUGUUGUGUGACUUUGAUACCUGAGUGUUUCUUCAGUGGAUUAUUGUCGCAAUCUAAUUCAUUCUCUAUCUUGCGUGAUGCUCGGGGUUCAAAAUUUCUGAGAAAUAAACUAUACGUUUUUAAAAGAACUGACAAACUUCGUGCAGGUCCCAGCCCUAAGUUUUGUCUGUCGAUUUGGAAUACUUGAAUCAAAAAGUGAAAUAACAACGUGUCUGAUGGGAAGUAGAAAUCCAAUUUAUUAAGAUGAAACAAGCUCGAUUGAUCAACAACUAAUCCACCUCCGCUGAAAUUAGUUUGCUCUGAGGCUGUGAGCAGAGGAAGAACUCCUAAAAAGAUGAGUUAUUUUAAGUUAAUCCGCCUUUUUCUUCCAGGAAAGAAAAGGAGUCUUCAGAAGACAAGCAGGAACCCUUUUCGCGUCAAAUAUCAAAUAGUGAUCCGGCCAAACCUUUCCUGCAGUCUCUCACUUCCAGCAAGUUAGAAGAUGGAACAGCUUUGAAAUUCCUUGCUGCCGUUGAACGGUUUUGUAAGCAGAAGCGUUUUAUAUUGCCAGUUGAAUUCCCAGCUGAUCACCCGGUAGAGAAAGUGGGGAGAAUGUUGAUGGCUUGCCUCUUAAAACACCAAGAGCUUGGUAAGUUUUCAUGAACUCGGGUCAACGUAUCAUUCAGCAAGUUAAUAACGAACGCUCGAGUAAAUCAGUAAUCGAACGUAAAGAUGAAUAAAUGACCUGACUUAGAAGGAACGAACAAAACGAAGAGCUGGCGGGCAAAUGAUAACACGGGGAAAUGGAGUAUCAGAAGGGUUGACGAACGGAGAAUUAGACACUUACUGCUUUAUCACAGUUGGUGGAGCAGAUGGGAGGGGGAAAUCGUGGUUGUAGUUGCUUUAUUUUUUAUUAUUUUUUUUACCUUUUUUUUUUGUUUUUUUUUUUUUUUUUUUUUUGUAAAACGUUUUCUUGUGCCAACGACCAAGCAAAGGACGCAAAAGGGAUAUGCGCCUGGCGUAGUGCACGCUGAAUGAUCCAGAAGACAUUUCCUUUGGGCAUCAAACCUAGGUUCGUCAAAUUUCACACAAUUUUGUGCUUUGUUUUGCCAGGUAAUGCAGCUUUAAGCAUCAUAGAGGGUGAGAGUUCCUCUCCACCCUCACCUCACUCAUCAUCAGGUCAAGACAUAGCCUCUGGUCCUCCACAGAGCCCAUCUACACACUCACCUGUUGUUACGGUGCCAAGACCUGUCGCUGAAGUCCUUAAAAUUGUGUAUCAGACCAAGUGCGCCCUUGUUAGGGUAAGCUUCACCACUUUGCUGUUUCACAGGGUCUUUUGAGACGUUUAUGAGCGUACAGUGAAAACCGUGAGCGUCGUUUCCAACUUUAAACCACCAUUAUCACUAUCGUCGUUUACUUGCUGUAGAUUUUGUUUUGUUUUGUUUUGUUUUUUUUUGGGGUUGGGGGGGGGGUCGCAUGUUAAAACUAUUAAUAUUAAUUUGCAGUUCUAGUGGCUUCAUAGUCAUAGUCUCGUAAUUGUUCCAACUUUUUUCAAGGCAAGACAAGAAUCAUCUCGCUCUUAUGAGGAAGUCUGCUCCCCAGCCCUGGAGAGAUGCCAGUUCAUUUUCACUGAUCUACACCCUGCCAUGUCCAGUGAGGUGUCCACACUUUCUCGUCUCAGGAUACGGAGCACUCGGCCUAGGUGGGCUAGGAUUGUGCAACAAAUGAUUAAAGAAAAGACGUCUGAGAGAAAAGAUGAACCUGUCGUGAGCGAAGGAGGAGAUUUUGUCCGUUCAGAUGAGGAUCAUUCUGAAGAAAAAGCUUUGAAAGAGAAAGAGAAUUUGGAACAGAAGGCAAAACAGAAAGUAUGUGGAGAUAGUUUCACAGCGGCUCAUUUGUCCUUGUAAUAAAUCAAAGAGGACACUUGCAAGGUGUUGUCUCUCGCCUCGUUAUUGUGUCGAGAGAGCCUCAAGAUGAGGACAGAGCAUGUAUUUUAUCGCUGUAGCGUAUUUGUUUGAGUUCCCAGAGAAACAAUUAAGGACGAUAAUUUUUUGUUGAAGAUCUUUUUGAAUAGAUAAGAAUGGCUUCUUCCGUAUCAUGCAAUAAAUUCGUUGUGGUCCAAUAGAACUGCUAAUAACAUUCAUCAGUUUACAUUUUUCAACCUGAGGUACAGUAGAUGUUGUUGACGUCUUUGUGUUCAUUGGUUUCACGCAGAUUGACCACACCGCCCUCAAUACGUCGUUGACUAGUGCGCGCAAGGUAAAGUGGCUCCGUGAGCGAAUGAUUGGUUCGUCUACGGAGACUUUGUUGAUGAACCGCAUAAAGGAGUUUAUUCUUCACGAUGAGCCAAUAGAUGUGGAGAAGCUGCGCAAAUGUCUUCAUAGACAGGUUUGUCAUUGUCAGCUACCAGUGUUGUAGAGAGUUGCCUUAUAAGCAUCAGAUUGUUCGGAGAACAGAUGAGAGAGGCUUUAAAUUUCCGCCUCUGUUCUUCAAUAGCGCCAAAUGUAGCUCAAAGCCCCGAAGUUAUUAUAAACGUGUUUGAAAGUAACCUCUUACGUGCACUUCAAUAACCAAUGACGUUUACUUAUUGCGUUUCAACGAUAUCUUUCCUUGUUGGCCACUUAGGGUGGGCAGAGACAGUAGAAUAAUUCUCUUUGUAAUGGCUUCAUAGUGACCUUCGUAGAUGUAAUGGUAUUUUACAUCAUGAUUAUUUUGGCGUUUGUUGAAGAGGGUGUUAAAACUGUAAUGAAGACUUUGUUGUCACAUUCACAGAUGGAGAGGGGCCAGCGCAGAUUAGAAGGAGCAGAAACACUGCUGUCUCUCGUAUCCAAAGAAUAUUUCAUCCCUUCUGUUCGAUACUCAAUCUUGUGCGGAUGGCAAGGUCUCCUGUCCACUCACACGCAAGCACAGUAAGUAUAGAUUAGCUAAGCUACAGCUGAAGGUGUGACGUUUUUGCCAAGUUGAAACGUAAUGUUAGAAGAACAUAGUUCUAUUUCUUUUGAAACCCGUAAUAUCCCUUCAAAAAAAGUCAGACUUUCCUUCCCACAGAAGAUCUCAUCAUCAAUGUCUGACAGAAAAUGGGUUUAUGUUGAUAUAUACAGUUGUACGUAAGGGAACUAGCUAAACAUUGUUUGGACUUUUGUCUUAGCGAGUCUCGAACUUAUGCGUGACGUUUAGAUAAUUCUCUCCCCUUCUCGCCCUAUACUAAAACUUUCCUACAAUAAGACUUCAUUAUAGCAUGCGCGUCCACGUGUUGUUACUAUCUUGCAGCAAUUCCGUUCCUCACUGCCUAGCUGAUGUCGGUCUCAUCCCGCCAUAUGAUCGCGUUAUUCUAGAAACAGCUUUCCGUAGAAUCAACAGUUGGGCUGUCAAAACUUUGCGGGAAGCGAUCAUCUAUGCCAAUGACACCUUUAAGAAAGCUGAAGCAAGUCCUAACACUACCCCAGACGAUUUUCACGGUGGUCUAUCUUUAGGUGCUUUGCCUGUAGCACGGUUUCUGCUGGCAACCUUGGGUAUCCUGACCGCAGAACACAACGCGAGUGACAUGAGUCUGAUAUUGAACUCGGGUGCUGUUGGUCUGGCGCAAACCAUUAUGCGCUUAGCAGGGCCUUGUGAAGCUACCGGAGAAGAGGACGCCAGUCUGGCUGCCAUCAUUGAUGAGGCGAAGGCAGCAAAGAAGGCCCCCAUCAUACCAAUGACAGGACCGGAUAUGGCGAAGAGAAUGAAGAUAGGAACAAGGGUGGUGAGAGGCCCAGAUUGGAAGUGGGGUGAUCAGGUUGGGUUUUUGUUUGUGUAUCCUCUGCAAAUUUUUGUUACUUAAGAGCUGUUAUUUUUGAGUAAGUAAUGCAACUUACACAUGUUUUCAUCAGGAUGGACCUCCGCCAAGCGAGGGCCGUGUUAUAGGAGAGCUUGGAGAGGAUGGCUGGGUGCGCAUUCAAUGGGACACCGGUAGUACCAAUUCCUACCGAAUGGGCAAAGAAGGAAAGUUUGACUUGAAGCUAGCGGGGCCUCCUCCUGCCCCAGAGAGCAGUGAAGAAGAGGAAGAGGAAAUGAAAGGUAAAUAGAAUGCAUCGUGAACUAUUUCCUCAAGAUGAUAUAAAAAGCAAUCAGGCAAGCAAGCAAGCGAGAAAACAGGCACGUAGGCAGGUAAACAGGCCGUCGGACGGACGGACAGACGGACGGAAUGUCAAGCGGGUAGGCUGGCUUAGACCCCUAUACCCAGACAGACAGACAGACAGACAAGUAGACGCCGUAAAGAAUUUCUAAAGCUGACGUUUUUUCAAGCGUUAGCCUUUCGUUAGAGCGAAUUACGAAGGGCUAAAGAAACUUUAGCUCUACAAAAUAUUUACGGUGGCCAGUUAACGUUAUCAACUCAGUUAAUUAAACUUAAACCAAUUAACUUUUUAUGCCCUACUGACGUAGCACCACAGUUGCUUUAGAAACCUUCCCCCUUUAGACAUACAGACGGACAGAUAGGCAAACUGUAAAAUCGGCGUCGGGAAGUUUUAAUUUGAGUUGCAGAACGUUUUGGUACUCGUGUUGCCAAUUGUGUUGUUGUUGUCGUUUCAGAUGCUUCAAAGAAAGAGAAGACAGAAAUCCAGUCCACCCAUCCUACUGCUUUAAUUCGCCACUCUUGCGUUUGUUUAUUACAAGCCCUAGCAAUAGGCUGUGGUCUCCAUGCCAACAGCUUACAGGUCGAGAGUGUCAGAACAGUCAGCAGUCUUCUGCAUAAUCUCCUUGAUGCAGGCACAAGCGUAGGCACAUCAACAAGUGGUAAGAACCUUCAAUGGGAUUCAGAUAGACGAGUUGUUUGCUUUUACUGGAUGUAUUAAAUGCAAUGUAAGGCUUUUCAUGGUAGUUUUUGCGACUUAUACACUGUGUUUAGUUAGGUUGAGGCUGACGGCUAAACUAAAAUUAGCGAAACAUUUCCUACUUUUGAUUGAAUUGUUUAGUACAUUUUCCUCCAUUUCAUUUGUUCAAAUGUCAACUGGAACAUUUUCUUGAGUAGUGUUCAAAGGGAAGCUUGAUAGAAUCGUAUUUGGCUUCCCGAGUUUAACUAAGUAAUUGUUGAUGAAGUAUACUGACAUCUCAUUUUUUAUACUUUUCCCGCGUAAAGGUCAAAGUGAUGAUAUUUUGGUUGCACAGCAACAUAGAGAUUGGGCCAAGCUUGGUUUUAUACGGGGUAUUGCAGUAUCACCUGUCAUGUGCUGUUCCCUCAGUACCCCCCAGUGGGUGUCUCUUCUCCUCAGGGUGGUGAAGGGAUCGCUGCCUGAUGGAGACUUACCUCCUUCUAAUGUGUCUGCCGCCCCUCUGCCCCGUCAGGUAAUGUCUUCAUGAAAGCGGUUUGAUACGCUUUUAAGUCAAUUUUCACGGGCUAAUUGGGGUAUGCACAGGGAACGCGACCCCCAGAUAUCUGGGAUACACUUUAUUUCAACUCUAACGCGGUUAAUGCGAAUUUUCCUAUGUGAUUCGCUGGUGAUUUUUAAGGUGGUGCAGCUACUGAGCAACAGCAACAUCAAUAACUUAUUUUGUAACUUGGAUUUAGAUUUUUGGUUCAGCAUAAGGAGUGUAUCACUUGCCCUAAGUAACCGUAGGAGACUAAAAAAAAAGAAAGGUUGUCUUGUGUGAAAAACAGGACAGCCACAAGUAUAUUGUGGAAAUAUUCGAAAGUAAGAUUUGUGUACAAGCACAAUUAAUGUAUCAUCAUUUCGAGAACAGAGACCUAAUUCCUCAUUUUGAAGCUAAUACCAUCUUAAGCCAUGGUUUCAGAAUUUAGUUAAGUUUCGUGUUUGAUGUUUACUUCAUUCCUGUUACGGUAGAUCUUGGCUUUGCGUUUGUUAAGAGCUGUUUUACCCUCGUGGGAUGUGACUAAGGCGUCGUGCAGAAUGUCAGAAGUGGUGGCUAGACUUUUCGCUCUACUUGGAAAAGUAUUGAUGACUUGCCAUGGAAGCCUCCCGGUCCAACCACCAACUGGUAUUAGAAACGUUUCAUUUAUGUGCGGAGGAAUAUUCAGAGUAUCCGUACUUGAAUUUCUUUCAAUUGUCUUAACUGUAUCAUUCUACUUCUCCUACAUCCUUUCUUUCUCUUUCUUUUUUUUCUUUUUUCUUUUUUUUUUUUUUUAAUUCUGACUUGCUCUACCUACAUCUUUUCAAGGCUAUUUUAACCUUAAGGUUUCGAACUCUAGGAUUAUAAAUGAUUUCCACAUAAAUGCCUGUGGUUUGAUAGAAUACUUCAAUUUUGGGAGGGCACAUUACUAAGAGAGUCUCGUCUUUUUUUAUGCACAGACAUCUCUUGAAACUAAAUAAAGCACUUAUGUCCAAAGUAUAGGUGAAAGGGAUUUUUCCUCAAGGUACUGAGAAUAAAAGCGUACCAUGGAAAAUUUACCUUUGGUCUUAGGUUAGAGCAAACGUGACACAGUUCUUCUAAUUGUUUUUGACCUGAAGGAGAAAAAAGUCGUCGAAGUAGACGCAAGCCAAGAAUCCCAGCCUCAGUGUCGGCCACUUACAGCAGCACUGUUGCAGAGGAGUUACUCGCCCUCCUACGGAAGCUUCAUACUCUUGAGGCCUGGAAUCCACUUGUUAAUGAGUUCAUAAGCGCUCAAUUGAAGAGUAUUGUUACUAUGGUAACGUUGGCUGAGCCAGUUCAAGAAAAUGGAGAGACGCAGGUGGGUCCUUUUGGCAGUUAGAUUGGCGGUGGAUCAGUCAGUCAGUCAGACAGACUGCCAGUCUGUGAGCUAUCGCUUGUUCGAUCUGUUGCACGGUCAGUCAGCCAGAAGUUAAUCAAUUUGUCUGUCAAUCAGUCGGUAAGAUCUCCGAUCAGUCAGUUAGUCUCUUACUCAGUCAGACAGUCAAUUAGUAAGUAAUACGUUUGGUAGGUCAGACAGUCAGUACGUCGGUCUUUCUCUCGGUCAGUCGGUUGAUUAAUCAGACAAUUUUUCAAUAAGUCGGUCUCUCUCUCAGUAGUCAUUCCGUCGAUACAAAAGCUGGGUUGGAAUUGUUCCAGCUGUAGGGCUUACAUUGCUGCACUUACCGUUUCCAUCUUAUGUUAUAAUGAAGUAUCUUGUCCAUUCACUCAGGAACUAGAGGGCUCUUCACCACAGUCUAUUGACCAGGGUCCGGUAAUGGCCGUGUUAGCAGUUAUUGGUGGCGUGGAUAACAGGCCUAGAUUGGGAGGACUGGUGCAUCACAAGGAGUGGGGACUGGGAACAGUGUGUAAGAUCGCUCCGAAUGGAAAAGUGACCCUACAAUGUGAAGGCCAACAGAAAGCAAGAAUAUGCUCGAUAUCACAAGUCAAACCGGUAAUAACCUACAUGUUUUCACAUCAUUCUUCUUUUUUACACAGAAAAGGAACUUAACAAAAGUGUCGCUCUCGAAUUUGGUAACCUUAUUUAGCCCGAAUUCAGAACUUUAUUUGUUCGUGUUGCUAAACACUUUUUGGUUUUUCCGCUUCGAUGCUGUUGUUGUUGUUGUUGUUGUUUGUAAUGAUAAUGUUGAUACGACUUGUUAUUUGACCAGUAGCGAUUGUAAACUCUUUAGGUGCCAGUCGUUCCAUUUUCCGUGGAUAAUCUUCCAAUGUCGGAUGCAGCUCUGGGAAUCUGGGCAUCACUUGUGCGACUGGCGGGCACUGGUGAAAAGACCACUGGUACGGCGGACCAAGAAAACUUUCAGCUACCAGCAGUGCCAGGAGAGGAGGGGGUGGGGACAGCAAGAUGCCCUCCGGUUAGACCACUGCUCUCCCCUAGAACAGGAGGUUUGAUUUUCUUGCAUUGCUUCAAUAACAAGCUGUUUCGGUUUGAAGAAAUACCUCAGUGUGUGAACACUUGUUUCUUUCAGUCGUCGACUUCUUGAAUGGAUUUUAAGUAACACGUUUCGUUUUGUUUUGAAAACUUUCCUGUUAAAAGGAUGUAAUAAUUCCCGGCAGUGUUUUCUCUUAUUUUAAGCAUGACAGGUAAAAUACAUUUUCAAACCGGUAAAGCAAUCCUUUUACUUGUUGAAUUUUCAAGAAUUCCAAGCAAUUUUAAACGGUAUUAAGAGGUACUACAAGCGGUAAAUGUUACUGGUUACUGCCUGAAAAGGAGAACACUGAUUCCCGGUGGCUGGUUUGCCUUAAAAGUCUCCUUACUCUAGCGUUUUAAUGAGAACCUUAUACCUUCAAGAUUGUAGCUCUAAGGUUUAUUCUUGUUUAGGCCAAGAAGUGGACACAUCGCUGCUGAGACAACAGCAGAUAACCCUGGGACUCCUCAAAGCUGCUCGUGUGUUGUGCAGUAGGCAAGAUAACCUGAGACAGAUUCUGAACCAUCAAGCAAACAGCUCUGACAGCAACAGCACCUUCUCCUUACAGCAUUUGAUGUGUUCAGCCAUUAAACCAUCACCUGUGAAGGCACUCUUCAACCGGGAAGAGUUAGAGGUGGGUACAGCUUAGUUGCUAGUCUUUCGUGUUUUCCGAAGUGUUUCUAUAAUAGCCUUUUACCGGCGGUCUACUCCCACCUUUAAGACCUCCUAUCGCCCUCUGUUAGCCUGUGAGCAGACUCUUGUGUUUGAGUUUGGCCUUACGUCCCCUUUUCGGGUACAGCUGCUUAGAACACCAUCGUCAGCCGCCAAUAGAAAACAUUAUUGAAACCCUUGUUGUCACACGCAAUGUUGAUAUGAAGCCCCAAGAAUUCCUAAAGAUUUUAGACAGGCCGUAAAAAUUGCAUCGUAGUCAACAAAUGACUACACUUUGGUUUUUAAUCUGUGUGGAUGUCAUCGGCUGUAACUAUCACCAAUAUGACCACCAGCUGCCAGAUGACGCGUAUCUAUAGCGAUGAAGGAAGGUGAAUUAAUCUAGACUGGAAAAAAGAGAUUUUUAAUAGAGUUUAUUUUGAUGCAGGGAUGGGUAGGAAAUUUGUGAAUUUGGUUCUUUGUUAUUCCCUCCCCCAUCCUUAUCAUUUUUUUGUUUUGUCGCUAAUUGCUAUUUGAAGGCCUUUAACCCUUCCGAGAGAAAUUUGAAACGGUGUGUGGUCAAACCUGGGGAUUAAGGAUGAGAGGGAAGGGGAACAAAGUACCAAAUUCACAAAUUUAUUUUGUUUCCUUGGUUUCCAGGCCGCUGCUCUCGCUGCUUGUCAAUUCCUCACUAACGAGGCCAGCCGUCCAGCUGAGCCUCCUACUCCGGUCACGGUAGAACGUGUGGAUCGGCCCGAGCAGGAAAAGCCUCAGCUCCAGACCACCUCUAAGAAACCUCCAAAGACAAAACAUCUACAAAAAAAGAAGACUCGCACACGAAGACCGACUCCACCCCCCAUGCCAGCUCCACCGUUAGUCCAGCAGCUGGUGGAAAUGGGAUUUCCCAGAAGUAGGACAGAGUAUGCGUUGAAGGAGCUUGGGGACGAAGAGGAACCUCGGGCCGAAUUGGUUGUCGCUUGGCUGAUUGAUCAUCCUGAUAUCGAGGUUGGUACAGCUUAAGAGUUUCCCUCUGCCAACUACAACGCGAAUUUAAACCAAGAAAUUUAUCUACGGGAUAUUAACCCUCAAUCUAAUGUUCACAAGUCUUUACCGGUUUGUGUUACAGCCAGAAAUUCUAAGUGGAAGCACUAAAGUAAAUUCCUAUUUUCUGGUAGUUUAUUAGAAAGUUGCGAGGUGCUAAUUCGAAGUAUUCGGAACGCUUUUUCUUUGUUAUUAUUUUGUUCAUUUGCAUGUAGGCUACCGCCAUGUUGGUGUUUGGGUUUGCUGAUUCGAUUGUUUUUCGUUUUCUUAUUUUGGUAGUUACAAAGAAGGUUACAUUCAACGUGAAUCCUUUUACCCCUGAUAGUGAUAAAUAUCUCAUUUCUCUUAACAAUGUCACUCCUGAAUCAAACAUGAAGGUCAUGUGAACAAGGCAAAUGACAGCAAACUAAAGCAGCUUUAGAGUGUCCUUCAAUUUUUUCUUGUAAGUACCAUAGGGGAUGUAUGGCGAACGGUACGAAAAACUUGCGUACUGAAGUUAGAGUGUGAACGGGUAAGCACUAUGGCAGUGUUGAACAUAUUUCGUCGUUUUUCUAAGCCAUGAGAUAUCUCCCAAACAGGUGCCAGAAGGUGAAACACGGCUUGUUGUGCCACCCGAGUUGUCAUCUAGUGAGGAAUCCUCUGACGUGGAUGAUGACGACAGCGAUGUUGUAAGCAGCUCCGAUUCGGAAAGUAGCUUAAGUGACGGGGAGGCCAUUGCUGUACCCACUGAUUUCAAGAGACGCAGCGAUUUCACCGCCAACGAUGAUUACGCAAGGUAUGUGCGUGAUAACAUCCAGGUCGGUAUGAUGGUUCGAUGCUGCAGGACAUACGAGGAAGUCCACGAAGGCGACAUUGGUCGGGUAAUAAAGGUGAGUGUGUUGUUUUUUUUUUGUGCCUGUUUCUGUUUUACUCUCUGUGCUUGUGCUCGCCCGUUCUGUUAAUUCAUGCACCCAUAUCUGCCUCUGUAUAUCUGUUCGGACUGUUGAUACGCUGAUCUGUGCGAUUGGCAACUCUUUCAGCUUGAUCGUGAUGGGCUCCACGAUCUGAACGUACAAGGAGACUGGCAGAAAAAGAAUGGUACCUACUGGGUCAGAUACGUGCACGUCGAGCUGUUAGGUCACGACUCCUUUGGUAAGAUAACAGUGUAAUUUUAAAGCCAGUUAACUGAUGCAGAAAUGUGAGUGACUUUUCAUUGACUCGCUUUACGGUGGCUUAGUGGAACACAGUGGUAAAACGUCGGACAUUCACAAGGGACUCAAUUUUGGCCGGUUGCGUGCAACACAACGGUCAAACGUGUGCGCACGCGCACACGUUGUAAUGACUUGAUGGCUUGCCUUCAGGCUGUUAUUGCCAUGUUGUCUCGUACAAGUUACGAACAACCACAAGAGCUAGUAAGUCGCGGUAUGUUAGCAGCGUAUAUCCGUUUUGAUAAAGCUCAAAUCAACAGGAUACCCGCUCUUGAAUACGCGUUGUGUUCGAAUAGUCUCGAUUUUUCCUUUCCCCUAAUUUGGUUAUUUUCAGCCCGACGUGAAAUGAUCAAAGUGGGUGAUAGGGUACGUGUAAAACCUUCCGUAACCACACCCAAGUACAAAUGGGGAUCCGUGAACCACGGAAGUGUAGGCACGGUGGUGUCAAUCAGUCCUAAUGGGAAAGAUGUCAAGGUGGACUUUCCUCAACAAACCAACUGGACUGGACUGAUUUCUGAGAUGGAGGUGGUACCCGCUACUCAUCCUCGAACAAGGUGAGAAGUUGGAUUAACACCAUCAUUAACAGUUUACAGCAUGCAUAUCCUCCAUACUAUUCUCUUUGCAUUUCCUAAGGUGCUGACGAGAAGAACUUGUUUGACAAUUAAGAGCUUCUUUUGUUGGUUAUCACUCCCCUAAUUCUCGUGACCGUGAUGUCUGAUUCAGGCGUAAUAUUGUAGGGAGAAUAAGGGAAAUAAUUACCAACUAAAGAAGCUCUUGAUUGUUUAACAAAUACUCCCUGUCCGUCUCUCCAAAUUUUAUAGUGUAAAGGGUAAAUACGUUUCUCGUAAGAACAUCAGUGAUACACUCGGCUGCGCCUCGUAUGCCACGUUUUUAUUCUUACCACAUUUUACAUCAUCUGUGAUCUUUUAAUAUACAGACCCACGGCAACAUGAAAUCCAUUUAUUAAACAGUACACGUUUUCUUAAAUUUAAACUGCACGAUCUUAUUCUAUGUAUUAGGUGCGAUGGCUGCCACAUGGAACCCAUUGAAGGUUCCCGCUUUAAAUGUAAGACCUGUCCAAACUUCAACUACUGCGAGACGUGCUUCAGACUUCGCCGCAGCCACCGGCAUUCCUUCCACCGUUUUGAAGAACCAAGCAGCAUCCCAGUGAAUGCUGGGAAGUCUGGCCGAGGAAAAAGAAAAUUAUGUCCGGUGGCUUGGGAGGACCGGAGCACAUAGUGAAAGAAUGGGACCGAGUGGUAAAGAGUCUCAUGGUGUCGUCACGGGAGACUCACGCUGGACGACUGAUUGACGGUACAGAAUCUUAUUGGCAAUCAGCGGGGUCACAAGGGAAGGUGAGGAUCUUACGAAGCAGAAGUCCAGAGUAUAAAUCCGUGCUGGACUCGACGAUCAAAUUCUAUUCUGGGUUAUUUUAUAUGCUUGGCAAGGUGCUUUUUUCUAUAAGCUUCUCGCUUAACAAAGAAGUAUCAGCAAGUUUCCUGUGAAGGACUAGGGUCCCAUUCAAAAGAGGGAGCAUUAACCUUAAGUUUCCCUAGCUGUGACAUCUGGGAUAAGUUUCGGCGGUGUAGGCCACUUAGCCUGUAUACAAUGUGGAUUAAAAAAAAAAGAAAAAGAAAAGAAAAGGAAGAGAUGUAUAUGAAAUAUUUCUAUAUUUUUCUUGUCUCGUCAUUGUUCCCUUUUUUUCCCUUUACAGCACUGGAUAAGAAUCGAGUUGUAUCCCGAUCUACUAAUCCAGCGGUUGACCAUGACAGUGGAUCCUUCAGACAGUAGUUACAUGCCGUCCGUGGUGGUAGUAUCAGCUGGCGACAGUAUCCAGUCUUUGAAAGAAAUUAAGACUGUACACAUCAGUGCUACUGAGUCACUGUGUACUUUGCUGGAAGAUGUGCAGAGGGUAUGUUAUGCAUUUUUCUCUCUAGAUUUGUCAGUGAUCUUAUCAGACGCUUCUAGUUCCAUGUCUAUCGUACGCAGUUAACGCCUUCCUUCGUGAAGGCCGUUAUUUUGUUCUCAUGUGUCCGAUUUUGAUUUUUCUUGUUUUGCCUGAAGUGUAGCCUUUUUCAUGCUUGUUCCGCUGCUUUCUUUAGUUUUAUAAUGGUAACGUUGUGUUACACGUAAGUUUUUACUUAGUUUGCAUCAUCAUUACUGUUACUCUGUCAUCAUUAUGAUCGUGAUCGUUAUCUUGAUCGUGAUUGUUAUCUGUGUCGUUAUCGUUUAUAAUUUUCAUUGCCAUUAUAUUUAUCAUUAUCAGUAUCGCUGUCGUCUUCCCUCAAUUUAUUUGAUUGUUUUUUUCUCUAUAGGAAUAUCGUUUUCUGGAAAUCGGAAUUCGGCAAUGUAAGAGUAGCGGUAUCGAUUGCAAGAUUCACGGCAUUAGCCUGACGGCUCGCACUAAGACAGACGAAGACGACAUAGCGGCAAGCUUUUCAUUCCUGGCGUUAGACGAAGAGGACGAAGCAGCCAGACAGAGGAGAGCGCUCAGAAGGAAGCCGACUACAACUGAGUCUACCCCUGAGGGGCAAGUCAAUAUGUUCGUGUGGGGUCUUAAUGAUAAAGAUCAGCUGGGAGGGCUAAAAGGUUCCAAGGUAAAUGCUGACCGCAGUUUCGGAUUGACCAUGGAAUUUUACAUUAUUUGGAAAGAACCACGAUUUUUGUUUUGGCUAUAUUGUAGGGAUGAACGCUUUCAUAUCCCAGAAGUGAAGAACUUUUUAAUUCUCUUCACAAUUUCAUUAUUUAUCCAGUACACGUUUAACGAGAUUAAACAAUAUUGCCAGAUAAAGAACCUUCAAAUUCACUAUAAAUUUACAAAGACAAUUAUAGCAAGUUGCGAGAGGACGUGACACUUAGUUAUUUGGGAAGAGUAAAUAAUAUAUUGCGUCGACAGAUGUUGUGAGUCAGUGUUGUACUGUGAUGUGUGGUCCAAAUUACACCCUGGCUGCUUUUAACGCGUAUUUAGUCAGAGCUGCCAAUACAGGUUGGCUUUGCUAAAGGGCUUUUUCUAUCUUUAGAUAAAAAUACCAAUGCUCUCUGAUGUGAUGUCUGCUCUCAAAGUUCAACAAGUCAGCGGAGGCUCAAAGAGUUUAUUCGCUGUCACUCUAGAAGGAAAAGUGUUUGCGUGCGGUGAAUCUACCAACGGCCGCCUAGGGCUAGGCCCCAUCACUGGCAACGUGCUAGUGCCUCGACAGAUUGAAGGCCUUAGCCAGUUUGUAGUAAAGAAGGUGUCGGUGCAUUCUGGAGGUCGUCAUGCUAUGGCCAUCACUAUUGAGGGCAAGCUGUUCUCGUGGGGGGAGGGAGAGGAUGGGAAACUUGGACAUGGAAACAAAAUGUAAGUCGCGGGGCACUAAAUCUUCUUGAUUGGCCUAUCUACUGUUCAGUUUAGUAAGUCCUGAGAGCUUUGUGUUCAAUUGCUUCUUUCUUUUACUAAAAAAACAAAAACCUAAAAGACUUGCUAAAUCGUUGAUACAUCCCACUUGAGAUACCUAAUCUUUGAUAGACUUAUAAUUUUUUUUUUUUUUUUUUACAUCUAUUGAUUAACCUUGCAUACAUCUUAUAUUGCAUACAUUUAACUGUGGCUCAUUAAUAAGUGAUCCAAAUCGUUUUGUUUUGCUUCUUCCUAGGGAAUCAGAUUUUUUUAACAACUUUGUCUCAAAUUUAUGACAAUUUAAGUUAGCGUCCUAUUGUGGAGGACAAAUUAAAGAGUUCGCCAUCUGUAUUUAACCCAUUUCUCUCAUGAAAUAGUUUAUCCCUAAACUAAUUUCCUGUAUUGAUGUCUCGUCACCUGAAAGGUAUUUAAUUGAAAGUAGCUACUAAUUACCAUUGAAGUUUUCUUAUGAUGCGCAAAUCUAUAUGGUAGAUCCUAAUGUAACCGUUAUGUGUGUGGAUAAUCUAGGAACUUCGACCGCCCACAACUGGUUGAAACCCUUAAGACCAAGUCUGUUCAGGAAAUCUCUUGCGGCAGCUCACACAGUGCAGCAGUCUUGUCCACUGGGGAGCUCUACACUUGGGGCCUGGGCGAAUACGGCCGGCUAGGGCAUGGAGACUACCAGACGCAACUCAGACCCAAACAAGUACGUGCCUUGAGCGGUAUUCAUGCGAUAGAUGUCGCCUGUGGCAGUCGUGAUGCUCAGACACUCGCACUCACAGACGAUGGUUGUGUUUGGUCGUGGGGAGAUGGAGACUUCGGAAAGCUGGGGAGAGGCGGAAGUGAGGGUUGCAGUGUACCUCAUGUGGUGGAGAGGCUCAAAGGCCAGGGAGUGUGUAAAGUGUUAUGUGGAGCCCAGUUCUCUCUUGCUCUUACAAAACCGGGCCAAGUGUGGACUUGGUAAGGAUAGCGAAACUUCUCAUCUAUUUACCCAGCAAAACUAACAGUGAUUUGAAAUUCUAGUUUUCUGUGUUAUCAAGGGUGCAUCUCGCACGAUAUCGUGGUUUACCCGAGGAAAAAAGAUUAUUGAACUUUGGCUAGAAAUUAACUUUAUUACGUGUGUUACACAUGCGCUUUAUAACGCCGUCUGCUGUACAGAUACGUACACCACUUUCUUGCCGAGUGGGUAUAAGUUUUGACUAGAAACUUCAGUCCCCGACGUAUAGUAGGCAACAUUUGACCACACGGAAUCCAGUAGAUAUUUGGAUACCCAAGAUCAAAAAUGUACUGUAAUAUAAGCCGUGUGUGAAAUGAUGCCCCCAUCAUGCUUAAUAUUGAAGCUAAAUUGUUAUGACUUGCGGGUUUAGGUAAGAACUAACAACUUGCCAAAUUUGCUGUGAACGUCCAGCAAAUUUGCCGUCUUUGUUUCCCGAAAUUAAUAACAGAUGGCUUUCACCUUAAAACUUGUUGAAUCCCCUACAUCAUGAAAGGAGUGUGCAGAGAUAUAGUCACUGACACCUUAAUCUGCGGUAUUUCAGGGGUAAAGGAGACUAUUUUCGCCUGGGGCAUGGUAAUGACUCUCAUAUUCGGAAGCCUCAGGUUGUGGAGGGACUCAAAGGUCAUAAGGUGGUAGAUGUAGCUGUUGGAGCGUUACACUGCUUAGCUGUGACGGAACAAGGCAAGGUAGGCAAGGAGUGGUUUGGAAUUCUUGUUUCCUCGAGCUUGCAUCUAGUAUAAGGUCUUCCUUGAGAAUGGUUUGUUUUUGAUGUCAUUUCCUUUUUCACCGAUCUGAAGGUUUUCGCCUGGGGCGACAACGAUCAUGGCCAACAGGGCAAUGGCACAACCACUGUCAAUCGCCGCCCACAGUUAGUCCAGGGUCUGGAUGAAUUCAAAAUUACUCGUGUAGCUUGUGGCUCCUCGCACAGCAUGGCCUGGGCCGAGUCGGACUUCCCGGCACCGGUAGCGCACGAACCUGUGAUGUUCCCCGCGUCCCGUGAUCCACUGGGGGCGUCAAAUAUUGGUCCAGAAUCUCAGGAGCAGAGUAAUUCCACAGAAGCCGAAACUAACGAGUACGGGGAGCACAGGCACAGACCUUCUUUAGCGAAAAUUGUGCUCUCGCUCAAUUCAAAUUAUGAACGACAGCAAGCGUUAGGCCACAUCUUAACUGCUCUCCAAAUUAUCUACUCACGUGAUGCAGUGGUACGCGCCCUUUUGGAUCCUCAUUCUCUUAUUCGGGGCGAUCCCACGUCGGUAGAAGCAGACGAUGAAGAAGCGGUAUCUCUAGCUUCUGUUUCGGAAAUGUCUAUCGACGACAUUGCGUUGCCUGAAGUAGUAAGUGGAGGUGUUUCUCGGACGUCUUUUAUCGAAGAGUUUGGUGAAUUCACUACCAGUCUGGGACAUGAUGACUCUCGGCUUCUUGUGGAGCUAUUGAAACUUGCUGUUGCAGAUAGAGCCGGUGAAAAUGGCAAAGAAGUGUUGUCAGGGGUGCUGAGGGCGUUGGCUGAAACCAAACCAGAAGUAAGUAGAUGAUCAUCAGCGUAGAUGAAUCCACUUCACACGCUGGUAACAAAUUUCCCUAGACGUUGACAAUCUAAAGUUAGUUUGCACAAGUUUGUCAAAAAGUAUUUUAUUUUGAAAACGUUGCGUCUUGCAAGUAGUUGCUUAGGGCUAGAAGUUUAGAAAACUGUUAGUAAUGUUGUAUAAUUGUGAGUGUUGCCAGUAAAAACAAAACACGCGCUCAAAAUGUUUGUGGAAGCCGAAUUUCAUCUCUUUGAAAUAAUUUCUCCAUAGGUGAAUAUUUGUUUAAAUAGAGAAUAAUACAUGAGCAUACGUAGAUAUAGAAUUUCUGUUCGAGUGUUUAACUCGAUAGCUCACGAGUGAGUGCAGCGAACGAGUGAGAUGUCGAGUUGAACACGAGAAGAGAAAUUUCUUAUCUACAAGCGAUCAUAUAUUAUUUUGCUUAUCAUAUAAACACAAUAGCCCUCUACUGACAAGAAAACUCAUCUUUAUUAAUGAAUGAAAAUAAAAGGAUCGACAAUCCCCAAAUAAGAAUCGUAAAGUGCGUAAGGCUCAACAUUAAAAAAUGCGUUGAAUGAUAAUAAUAAUAAUGUCGAUAACAGUAAUGAUGAUGUUAAUGAUAUUUGGGAGAUAAGAGAUAAAGAUAAAUAGUUGAUUUAUAAUCGCUUUGGCUUUGCAAUUAAAAAAUUGAAUUACUCGAUGAUAAUAAAAGAUAAUGUCAGUAAGAACUUUAGAAAGAACCAUCAGUGGCUUAGAGCAAGUUCAUAUGAAAACUUGUGUGUGUAUCUGUUACGUUUAUAAAUAAAAUACGUCAGGUAAAUAGAAAAUUCUAAUGAAAUAGUUUAGGCUUAAAGGGCAUUAAAAAUGAUAAAACUGUUACGAGAUCUUUUUGUCUUGAACACGGGCCUAAACUUCCGUUUGUUUGUAUUUAAGAAGGUUAUGAUAAUUAUGAUGCUAAUAAAACGAUACUGAUUUAUGAUGACAAUGUUAAUUGUGAUGCUUAUAACGUGAUUAUAAUAAUGAUGAAUAUAAAAAAUAACAAACUCAUAUCUUAGCUGAGACAUAAUGUAUUUCUGUCUAGAUUGCGUCCAUGCUUCUGGAAUUAUGCAUCUCUGAACUCGAGGAUGUUGCCGCGGAUAACAGCAGUGUCCACAGCGGCUUCCAACCGGUGGUACAAGAGAGUAGUCAUCCAUAUAUUGAUGAUACUAAUACCUCUGGAGUGGUCAAGAUACCAGGAGCGGAGGGGCUGAGGGUGGAGUUUGACAAACAGAGUUCCACAGAGAGAAGGUUGGUUUUGGCGUUAAUGCAUGACUGCUGAUGCUGGGUCAGUUUUUCUCACUCGUUUGGCAGUGACGUCAAAGAGAUAUAUAUUGAUUGAGGCAAAUUGAUAGUCGUCUUAAACAAAUUUGUGAAAGGCCACGUGGGAUGUUUGGCGUGUGAGAGACAUAGUGUGUGUACGUCGUAAUAAGGGACCUUGAGCAUUCAGGAGGGUAACGUCGAGGAACACGGCAGUUGAAAAAUGAAUUUAUACUUCCUAUUAGAAUUUAAGCGAAUAGCUAGAUGUGUUUACCGUCCCUUAAGGCGCCAAAUCUCAACUUUAUCAUAACUAUUUGAGGAGCUUUUAGUUCCAAAUAGAAACUGAAAUAUUUCGCCGUCGUGUAUCUGUUCUCAGACCAUGCAAAAGUCUGGUGAUUUCACGUUGUUGUUUUGCAGAGUACAGCUAUGAAAGGAACACAGUUUAAAGCGCACGUGCUGAGCACAUGCUGUUCUGCUCAUUAGAUCUUUUAGUCGGCCGUAUCCUCCUUGCCGUCGCCGUCGAAGUUUGCCAUAGGUCCCUCUAAUUUUCCCUACGUGCACAAAUUAAAACAAUUUCAGUCCAAAUAGACAUGAGAAUGUAAAGAGGUUGGUAACCUUUAAGCAUCACAGUCCCACUGUACCUUGUUUAGGUCCUUUUGUCUUUUAUAGCAAUAUGUUUACAUACUAUUUUAAAUAGUUGACGUAUGCAUGACCAAGUGUGAUUUAUUUUUAUUAUAUGGUAGGCACGAUCCCCUUACCAUCAUGGAUAGUACUGGUCGGGUAGUCUCGGUCCGUUCUGGACGUGAGUGGUCCGAUUGGUCGAGCGAGUUACGCAUGAGUGGUGACGAACUGCGUUGGAAAUUUAUGAGUGACAGCUCAGUGAAUGGAUGGGGCUGGAAGUUUACGGUGUACCCUAUUCCCCCGGCCGCGGCGCCUUGCGACGUGUUAUCAGACAGAGCGCUACAGUCGAGACCGUCUAUAGACUUGGUGCGCUGUCUCCUGGGUAAGGAAAGAAUAAACAGUUAGAGUUGGUUUUGUAAGACAGUAGUGAGGUAGAGAGACAGACAUAGAGAACACAGCGGUCAAACGUAAGGCAUGCGCAAGGGGAUCCAAUUUUACCGGCCGCACGCUAAUUUCCCACUUAAAAUUUCAUUGGAAAACGUUAGAAACAAAAGCUGCCACACAAACAUAUGCGUAAAAAAAUCAUGGAAACGUUCAUGUAAAUUUGUUAAAAGAAAGAAAGGUAAGGAAAUGGAAAAAUCGAGACUUUUCGUGCACAAGGCUUAUUUAAUCGCGGGUCUCCUGCUGAUUCAUUUAUUUUUGUUUUGAGCUUUCCCGUAUACGUUAUACGGUUUUUAAAAACCGCGACUAACUCGGCUGUCUGGUUGCUUAGAAGACAACUUGCCUAUGCCAGCUUUAAAGCCCACCACCUAGUCUCGACAUAGCCUCUCCAAAGUUCGCACUUGCGCAGACAUUUAACCGCGUUGUUGAUAAUGAAACAGGCAUUCAGCCAGACAAACGGACAGAUAGAUGGAAGUAAAGAAUGUAGGUUUUAAAAGAAACUGUGGUGCUGCCACAGAGUACAACAAGAUCAUUUGGUUUUAUCAACGGAGUUAAUUAUGAAAAUCGGCCGCCGUAACUAUUACUUUAAGCUGACGAUUCGAGUCUUAACCCUUUCGCUCUGACGAGGGGCUAACGCGCGAAAACUCAGCUCAGAAACAUUUUUAAGGUGGUCCAUCAUCAAUUUUAACUCAGGUUAAAACUAAAUCAUCUAGCAAGAUGGAAAGACAGACAGACAGAUAGACAGACAGGCGGACAGACAAAAAGACGGACGGAAUUCUAAUAUUUUGUCUUAGGAAGCGGCAUUGAAAGUUGUGUCCUUGUUUACCCAUUUACAGACUUCAAACUAGAAACACUAGGAGAAAAGGCUCAAAUUCCUCGCCUAGCCGCAUCUUUAUCCGCAUGCGCUCAACUGAACACUCUCUCAGCUGGUCAAAGAACGUGGGCUCUGCAUCGCUUAAGAAAACUUCUUAUGUCAGAAGUAGGUCCGGUCAUUGAUGUUCCUGCCCUGUUUGGUUACAAUCUGAUGUACGACCAACCUAUUGUCCAAAUGAAGAACACUGGUAACCAGCGAAUGAGCGUGGUAAGCUUUGCUUUUGUCUUUUGAACAAUGAACAUUAGACUUGUUUUCAAAUUCUGUCCAGAUUGGUUUAUCAGUGGUCUAGAGUUGCACUAGGACAGCUUUUAUAGUUAGGUGGUGUUUUAUGUAGUGAUUUGCGUGAAUUCUUCGUGCGUUUUCAAGUGAAUUGAUGGUCAUUUGUUUGCAUCCAGUUUAGAUGGUAGAGUGCCAGUUUUCCUCAAAGCUGCUUACUUGAACUACAGACAAUCGGAAAGGAAUUAGUGAAACUUUUGUAGUUACAUACUUAAGAGAAUACAAAGGAUGAAAGAAUAAGUAGGAAUUUGGUUUAUUAUGACGAGACCUGUUUUAGCUAACCUCAUCUUUGUUUUUUCCUUAGGGCAUCGCCUCCUCGGCUUUAGGAAAGCUUGUGCGAGGUCUCCCAGACACGUUAAGAAGACAAUAUGAAUACGAAGAACCACUAGUUCGAGGUGGAAAGCACCUUUUUCACAGCGACUUCUUUAAAGUGAGUAUUGCAUUGCAGGUGUAACGAUGGCUGUGCAACGUCGGGAUAAAAUUGCUGAAAUUCUAUCUGGGAGGCCUUAACCCCUAAACCCCUAAGAGAGACAAGCAUCUAAUUUCUCCCUACAGUAUUACCUCAGAGUCAUACGUUAAGUCAUGAGAAUAAGAGAGACUAGCAUCUAAUUUCUCCCUACAAUAUCACAUCUGAGUCAUACGUUAAGGUCAUGAGAAUCAAGGAAAUGAUCACUAACUAAAAAAGCUCUUGAUUGUUAAAGAAAUUAUCCUUCUGACACCUUAAGAAAUGUAUGAAAACAGUGUGGAGAAUAUGCGUAAUGAUGUUAGGGUGUAACAGGAUUAAUUUCGUUUUGAGUUCUGCAGAUGCUUCAAUUGCAGCACACCUGAGACGAUCUGUACUGUACUUCGUUUUUAAUCCGCAAGUCCAAUGAAAUUUACCUUAUUACAAGUUGUGUCUGUUUCCUCCAAAGUAGAGACUUAAAUUUGACUUCGCUCCCAACAUGUGGCUUCUCAGCUCAGUUGUUAGUAGCGCCCAACUAAUAUGUGGGAGGCAUGGGUUCGAAUUACGUUGAAGCCUGGAUUUCUCUUUCAGGCUUCUCUCCUGCGCUUGCUAAGCUUUGCUUAAAAUGUUCGGUACGAAAUAUUUCUGGCAUGGGUUUGCGUCAAAAGAGUUUUGUCACGUACAGUUAGUUGUAAACAGCUCCAGUAGUGACCAGCUUCUCAUAGAAUGAAAUGCAAUUUCAAGGAGGAGAACAUCAAACAAAAACCGCUUAGCUCAAAAAAAUGGAUGGAUUAACUCACUGGGAGAAGACUGAAACGGAAUGCACGCUUUCAAUUAUUUUUCUUUCCCGUUCUUUCUAUUGUUUUCAUUCUGUAUUUCAUGCAAUUAUAAUUUUUUUCUUUUUACUCAUUUCUUCUUCUAUUUCUUUCUUGUUUGGUCAAUCGUAGGUUCUUGUGGCCUUUGCGUGUGAUCUUACCCUAGACUUUUUACCAUGUUGUGCCGAUGGGCACGAGUGGGCCUGGUUUCGACGCUUUUGCAUGGCCUCUCGGGUGGCGUCUUCACUGGAAUUAAGGUCACCCUUGCCGUAUGACUUCUUGACGGAAGUGGGAGAGAAAAUAACAGAAAUGAUGCUGGAAACAACUCAGGACUGUAUAGUAGAGUACAAUGAUCAUAAGGUGUUUAAAAAGGAACACGACGAACAGUUGCUUUUGUGGCUCAAUCAGUGAGUGUGAUUCAUCUAUACCAGGCAUCAAUGUGAGUAUCUGAUGAACUGUACACCUACCCCCUCCUCUAACCCAAUGACAGUCAACCGAUAAAAAGUUAGUGCUAAUGUUGGGUUAGGGGAGGGGAAGGUGUGCAGUUGCUCAGAUACUGACAUUGAUCCGAUGCAAGAGUAGACGUUGUGUAAGAAGGUUGCAAAGGAAGGUGGAAGGGAGGGAAUAGAGAGGAUGCAAAUCUAAUUUUCCUGCCCGUUUUGUACCUUCGUUUUUUCUCACCUCUUUAACUGCUUUUCCGGCGAAAAAAUAUGGGACCAAGUAACCAAACAACCAUCCAAGUGAGUGAGACCUUCAAGACAAUUUAAGGUCUUCUUUGACAAUCUCGGUUUUUAGUCGGGUUGUAACAUUCCGGCGUGAAGGCGCUAAACAGCCGUGGCAGAAUUAUGAGCGCUAGUGUUUGAGAAGCUCCUGGCCCGUAGGUUACUAGGACGUUAUUAGAACCUAGACACAUGUUUACGCCCGUAACUAGAACUUAGACUCUUGAAAUUCUGAACUAGGGCCAACAUUCUUGAGGUAUUCCCUUAAGUGAGGUUUUCUUAAUUCGACAAUUUCGUCGAAAAAAAUUUACUUCUCCUCGGAAAACAAAGGAACCUUCGUUUCAACGUUGUAUUUUAGGGUUUCUUUUUUUUUUUUUUUUUUCUUGUAGAAUUUUCUGAGAAGUUUGCGCCUCUGUCCAAUUACUCUUUGAUUUAUUUUUAUUGUAAUCAGGCGACCAUCUGAUUGGACGGUUACCUGGGGCGGCAGUGGAACUAUUUACGGUUGGGGUCAUAACCACCGCGGACAGCUGGGUGGUAUUGAAGGUGGCAAAGUCAAGUUCCCUCAGCCAUGUGAAGCACUCAGUGCUAUCCGGCCUGUCCAGAUUGUUGGAGGUGAACAGACUCUGUUUGCCGUAACAGCAGAGGGAAAGGUUUGAUGAGUAUUCUAUAUGUGUGCUUCGUUUUUGUCUCUGAUUGUUCCUACGUUCUUUUUUUUCAAUAAAUUAUCGAAGUAAAUGAUCUGAGGACGGUUUUAAAUUUUGCUAGUAAUCUUAAAUAAUCAAAAGGAGUGCCUGUACUGUUAAAAAUGUUACAUAUUGAUUUUUAGUUUCCGCCAGAUUUUGUAGAAGUUUUGCUAUUGUGCGUUAUUGCGCGGGUUUGGCAGAAUUGGGCGGUUCUGUCUGAACCGCUGCAUCAAAGUCAAGAGGCAGAGCAACUGCCUGUAUUUAUUUUGAUAUCGUUUGUAUUCGUAUAGGUUUAUGCGACAGGAUACGGUCAUGGUGGGCGUCUUGGUCUCGGUGGAACAGAAACGGUAACGUCAGUGCGACUUAUCGAAUCGCUCCAGCACGUGGUCAUUAAGAAGGUUGCUGUGCAUUCUGGGGGAAAACACGCUAUGGCUCUUUCCCAAGACGGUGACGUGUACUCUUGGGGAGAAGGGGACGACGGGAAACUUGGACAUGGUAAUCGGAAGUGAGUAUUUCUCUUAGAAAAAACAUUCUGAAGUCAUUAUUGAUUUUUAAAAAAAAAAAAUUGCGGUCAUUCAUUGCGGCGAAUGCAUUUGUGAGGUUUAAUCGUUUCCCCACGAUAUAGACGCUUUCGAUGAGGAUGGCGACGUUUCGACUUUCAGCGUCCUUCAGGUGACAAGUUUCCACGUUAUAUGCUUCUUCCUAAAAACCAUUGUGCUUAGUCCAGAUUGGCACCGGUCGAAGAAGUGUUCCCUUGGAAUCGCAAUCAAUACACUUAGCUCCGGAGAGGGCAAUGCCCGCUGUUAGCCUGCUCUGAAACAACCGAAACGUGUGGCUGUGACCGGUCGUUAUCUCAUUAUUUAUUGCUUGGGGGGGGAAGGAAGAUUUUGGUUUCGCGUUUGCCGCCAGCUGAGCAAACAAAGUGGAGUUUUGGACGUCCUCCAACCGUUGACCACUCAGCUAAGAGGUACUUUGGCAGCGGGCGAAUCACUUCUCAGAGUCUUAUCGUCUUGCAACUGUUGACCACUCACCUUAGAGGUAGAGGAAGCAAAGCUACCAGCAACAACUUUGGCAGCUGGCGAAUCGAGUGUCAGAGACUCGUCGAGUUUGAGGGACCUUGCAAAUGCUACAAAUGUGUCUCAAUAAAAUGUACCUGAUCCCCCCAUAGGGCUCUGUAGUAUUCUUAUGAUCCUCUCCCAUUGGCAGUCAGUUUUCAGUAUUCCCCCCUUUGUACUCUGUUGCGACGACUGAUCCCCCUCCGGUCCUCCUAAAAUCCAUGUUAUUUCCCGCCCCCCUCCCCCUCCCAAAAAAAAAUCCUUCAACCCCUUCUCUCCCCCAGUCGGUCGAUAAAUAAUACAACUCGGUUCGGUACCUCAGUCAUCCUCCGUGACUCACUCUCGCAUAAGUCCUUUCAGUCUUCAGUCUUCAGUCUUCAGUCUUCAGUCUUCAGUCUUCAGUCUUCAGUCUUCAGUCUUCAGUCUUCAGUCUUCAGUCUUCAGUCUUCAGUCUUCAGUCUUCAGUCUUCAGUCUCGCUCAACUGCAUUUACAGGGUAACCUGUAAAUCAGUCAAUCAGAGCUAAGCACAGUUCUUCUCCAAUUGAUCUUAUUCUUAUGCCAUGCGUUAUAAUUUUACAGCUCAUGUGAUCGCCCUCGAGUCAUAGAAGCCCUGCGUGGCAAAUCUAUCGUUGACAUUGCUUGCGGUGGCUCACACAGCGCCUGCAUCACAACCUCUGGGGAGCUGUACUCUUGGGGCAAGGGCCGUUACGGACGGCUUGGCCAUGGUGACAGCGAUGACCAGCUGCUACCGAAACUAGUGGAAGCGUUACGUGGCCAACGUGUCAUAGAUGUAGCAUGCGGAAGCGGUGAUGCGCAGACACUGUGUCUUACUGAUAACGACUGUGUGUGGUCCUGGGGUGACGGAGAUUACGGAAAGCUAGGUCGGGGAGGUAGUGACGGCUGUAAGAUCCCGAUGAAGGUAGAGGCGCUGAUGCGAGCUGGCGUGUGUAAAGUUGAGUGUGGAUCACAGUUCUCUGUGGCUCUGACAAAGUCUGGUGCUGUUUACACAUGGUAAGUGUCCAUAACAUUGCAAAUUGUCAAAGGUAGAAGUGUUUGUAAGAGUAGUAAACAGAUUCAGAGGAGUCAUUGGUCGUUUUAUUGCGCCCAAUCUCGGACAAGCUAACAGUAAACUGGACAUUUUUAAUCACACGAUCUUGGCCUGUAAUUCAGAGAGCUAGGAAUUCACUGCAUGUCUGUUUGCAUGUUUGCAUUCUCUGAUAAACCCAAGGCUAUGGAUUCCUACUGCCCUUUUCCCCGUUUUCUUAGCUAGGCUGAUCAACAGAACAAGCAGAUGUAUCCAUUAUUCCUUUGAAUUGAAUGAAAGAAGUCGAAACGCGGGAAACAUGGCAAACUUGUGGACAAAUAUAUUCUAGGGUUGUAUCAGGAAAAUUGUGGAAGAUCUGUUCCAACAGAGCCGCAAUUUGUAUGAUUUUGAAUUAAUAUUUUGAUACUUAGGGGUAAAGGUGACUAUUACCGUCUUGGGCAUGGCUCAGAUGAUCAUGUGAGACGUCCCAAGAGAGUAGCAGCCCUGCAAAACAAGAAAGUAGUUGCUAUAGCAACGGGUUCGCUGCACUGCGUGGCAUGCACGGACACGGGAGAAGUCUACACGUGGGGCGAUAAUGACGAAGGUCAGCUGGGAGAUGGAUCAACGAAUGCCAUUCAGAGACCGCGCUUGGUAACAGCUCUACAGGUAAGUCGACUGUAAAAUGUCUUAGUCAGUCUAAAAGUCAGUCUACUGUAAUGAUCCUUUGGGAGGUCUAUCGGGUUACUGGAAGCCCAAAAGUGGCGCAAACUGCAAACACAAAACAAAAGCUAUUUUCGGGAAUGUUCCAUUCAUUCUUUGCCAUAGCUUGAAGCCGUGGACUGAUCAACACGGUUGUUCAAGUGCGUUCAAAACAGUUUCCUUGCCUUCCAUUUCUUGUUUGCCUUUGAGCCUUUGAGGUGGCUCUUCUGAGAUUUUGCGAGCUAAGAAGGUGUAAGAAUAUUAUACAGAGAAAGGAUUAAUUUGAUACCGUCCAUUUGUCUCUAUGUAGGGAAAACAGACAAACCGGGUUGCUUGUGGUUCUGCUCAUACGAUCGCCUGGUCCACUACGAAGCCCGCCAAUGCCGGCCGCCUUCCAAAGGAAGUUCCUAUGGAAUUUAACCAUCUACAGCAUAUCCCCUUGGGGGCCUUGAGAAAUCGUCUCAUGCUUCUUCAUCACUUCUCCGAGCUUGUGUGUUCUUCUAUCGCUUUAUUUGAUCUUCAGCCCCGUUUGAAAGAACCCAUAGGUCAAGGAACCUCUGUGGCCCUGGAUGCUCUUCGAGGUGUCCUAAUACCAUCUGGGAAGGUACGGUGAAUCACUUGUGCUUUUCUUCUCAGGUUAUCCUGCGAUAUAACUUUUUCUUCCUUUUCUUUUCUUUUCUAUUCCAUUCUCCUUCGAAACCGCCAUGCAGUAAAUUUUACCCUCAUACAAGGGUAGUUUUGUGGAGGCGCGGUGGCCUCAUGGUUAGUGCGCUCGACUCCGGAUCGGGUGGUCCGGGUGCGAGCCCUGGCCGAAGUCAUUGUGUUGUGUUAUUAGGCAAGACACUUUACUCUCACAGAGCUUCUCUUCAUCCAGGUGUACAAAUGGAUACCAGCAAAUGUGCUGGGGGUAACCCUGAGAUGGACUAGCAUCCCAUCCAGGGAGAAGUAGCAACACUCCUAGCCGCUUCAUGCUAAGAAAACCGGAGUUAAGCAUCAGCCCCAUGGGCCCCAUGGGCCACUUGGGCCCGUAUAAAGGCUUUACAAGGGUAGUUUAAGAGUAUGAUUAAAGGGGGUGAGCUUCGGUGCGUGAGUUUAACAAGAUAAUUUGGUUUUAUCUACCGAGUUGAUAAUGUGAAUUGGACACCGUAGAGAGUUUCUAAGCAGUUUUACAACUCUUUAUGGUUGCCAAUUUAAAUAAUCGACUCAGUUGAUGAAACCAAAUUAUCUAGACUAGGAGUGUCAACAUUUGCCUUUUUAAAUGCAGAAGCACACAACUGAUUUAUGAUGAGGUCUAAGUUGAAAAUAUAGAGUACACAGGAACUUAGAAGCAUUCUCUGAUUGGUUACCGAAAGAAUGUUUACGAAACGUUUUACCAAGGAGAGCAGCCUUUAAAAAAGACCUUGUAUUGAUCCCAAUUAUUUUUUAACCCCAGGAGGCUGCUUUUCGUAAGGUUGUUCAAACAACUAUGGUCCGUGACCGGCAACAUGGUCCUGUGAUAGAACUGAACAGAAUACAGGUAAGGCUAUUUUUGUAAACUCAAUGCCCUGACAGAAGUCGAACCAUUAACCACCCACUAAGCACUUUGGCGACCACAAGUAGUCAGGCUUUUGAAGUAGGAUUUUGUGACGAACUUUCUUUUGACAUUUUGUUAUGAGGCAUUCUACGUCACAAAUUGAGCUCACGAGCUUGUAGAAAGGAUUGGGAGCUGAGAAUCACAAAUCAUAAACGAGUUUCACAAUCAUUGUGAGAUAAAUUCGUUUACGAUUUGUGAUUCUCAGCUCCCAAUCUGAUUACGUCUCGUUAGAAAAUUAAAAGGUCAUUACUCAGUUCCGGUGAAAAAUGAGGGAAACCCAUAUUUCUUAGAUUUGAAUGCCUGCGAUGCCUUAGUGCCAUGAUGAAAGUGAAGAUGGCAUAUUGAAAUGAGAGAUUUAUUUAUCUCAGUCGGUUAGAGAUAACGUUAGCUUCUUCAUGUGACUUGAAUUUACAAUGUUUAAUGUGGGGCCUUUGCUUCUGAUUAAAACAUCUCAUCUCCUCAGAUCAAGAAGUACCGCUCCAAAGGUGGACUGACAGGUCCAGACGGCUCCAAGUCGGUAUUUGGUCAAGCUUGUUCUAAAAUGAGCAACUUCGGUCCUGACAGCCUGUACCUUCCGCACCGUGUGUGGAAAGUCAAGUUUAUCGGCGAGAGCGUGGAUGACUGUGGCGGAGGUUACUCUGAAUCCAUCGCAGAGAUGUGUGACGAGCUCCAGAAUGGCUCCCUCCCCUUGUUGAUUGUGACGCCAAACGGACGUGAAGAGUCUGGAGCUAAUCGCGACUGCUUUAUCCUCAACCCGGAUGCUGCUACUCCCGUUCAUCUGAAUAUGUUCAAAUUCUUGGGAGUGUUGAUUGGUAUUGCGAUCCGGACGGGAAGUCCGCUGAGUUUGAAUCUCGCUGAACCUGUUUGGCAGCAAUUGGCAGGUACUUGUUUUUGUCCCUAGAGCAAGCUUAAACAUUCUCUUAAGCGAAUACCGUACACUUUAUUUUUUGCUGAUGUGGAGAUUCUGGCUUAAAGUCGAUUUAUCAUCGUCCGAGUGAUGAUUUCAUCAAUUCUCGUCAUUUUUUUCUCAGUAAUAUGCGUUAACAUUGUUAUACGAGUGUGAACGAAGAUCUUUCGGGGAGUGAAAGGGUUAAGUAUGGCGUAAGAGGUUUGACCUCGUUCUUUAGUGUCCUUUUUUAGCUGCUGUUAAUAGUUAUCCUUCAGAAACUUUCACGUUCUCUUGUGUAACUUUUGCUGUAGCGAUGUGACGACUAAUUUCAUAAAAAUUUCUUGACCUCCUUAUCCCCUUAGGGAUGUCUUUGCGAGUGACUGACUUGGCUGAAAUCGACAAGGAUUACGUUCCAGGUCUUAUGUGCAUCCGGGAUAUGGAGCGCGAGGCUUUUGAAGCCAUGGAAAUGCCAUUUAGUACUCCCAGCGCCAGCGGUCAUGAGGUACAGCUGCAUAACAAGAUUAAGUGCAUCACGCUGGACAACAGAGAGGAAUAUGUCAGGCUCGCUCUACAUUAUCGCUUGCACGAGUUUGAUCUGCAGGUAUUGUACUCAAUUUGAAAGGUGCUUUCUGUUUCCUUCCACGUCAUGGAAUUCUGAAUUGUUUUCGUGAGAGAAUCCUUUAAUUCCCCUUGUCGUGUUUAAUGUAAAUGAUAUUGACAAUAAGCUUGGACCUUUUGGUCUCUCUCUCGCUUCGGGACCUGAGGUACUCCCUAGUGGCAUUGCCGAGGAAUUAAUUUAUAGUUUAUAGUUGAAAUUUUGCGAAUGGCUCGAUGUGUUUACUACCUCUAAGGGGCGCUGAAUCUCAAAUUCAUAUGGCGUAUUAGGGAGAGCAUCAUUGAGUUCCAAAGGAAAACUAAAAUAAUUUUUCGACGGGUUUUUCGUUCUCAGACCAUACACGUACGAGUACCUGCCACGCAUUCGUUGCCGUCGCCUUCGUGAUAUACGUAAGGUCCCUAACUUCUACUACAACUUCAGUUGACCAUAAACUUUACAGUUUAAGACAGGCACGUUUUUCUCCUUAGAUGCAACUUCUACUACAUUUAAACGAGUCCUUAAUUUGAUUGACGACACCGUACGAGUAAAAACUUGCGUUCUUUGGCUUUCUUUGAUUUUCUUGUUUAACAUCAGGUAUCUGCAGUUCGAGCAGGCAUGGCACGAGUGGUUCCAGUUCCUUUGCUGUCAUUGUUCACUGGUCCAGAAUUGGAGACAAUGGUUUGCGGCAGUCCCGACAUUCCUCUGGACCUGUUAAAGUCCGUGGUGACGUAUAAAGGCGUGGAAGCUAAUGCACCAUUGGUUCGUUGGUUCUGGGAGACACUGGAGAGUUUCUCGAAUGCUGAACGCUCCUUGUUCCUCCGGUUUGUUUGGGGGCGCACCCGUCUACCAAGAACCAUUGUAGAUUUUCGAGGCAGGGACUUCGUGUUUCAGGUAAGCUAACUAUUCGUAUAUAGAAAGGGGGGGUAAGUUUCUAAAGAAAUUGUGGAGCUGCGUUAGUGGGAGAGUAAAACAGGGUAAUUAAGUAUUAUCAACUGAGUUGAUAACGUUAACUGGCCAAUGUAAAGAGUCUCAAAGCUAACUUUUCGAGCGUUUCAAUCGCUCUGACGGAGGGCAAACGCUCGAAACGUCAGUUUCGGUGGCCAGUUUACGUUAUAAACUCAGCUGAUAAAACUUAAUAACCUUAUUCGUAUGAAGAACUGAUAAGACUCUGAUGCUGUAGCUAGAAGCGAUCGUGACACAUUACCUAUUGGUAUUUCCGGCCUUGUUUUGAAGGAAGUUUUAAUAACUUAUCACAGCACUCUUUGUAUAGAAGUAUUUUGAGGGCCAGUUAACUGAUUUCAUCCUCGGGAUUUUCCCAGGAAAUUACCUUACAACUGCGAUGAAGCAUAGCAUACAAGAGAGAGCAAUAAAGUUCAGUGCAACCAGUUAAAUUGCGCUUACAGUAGAGUUGUAGAGGAUUCCAAUUCAAAUCUGCUAACAUAUGUGUUGUUUUUAGGUGCUUGACAAAUACUCUCCCCCAGACCACUAUCUGCCCGAGUCCUACACCUGCUUCUUCCUUCUGAAGAUGCCGAGAUACUCGUGUCAGCGUGUGCUCUGUGAGAAGCUCAAGUACGCUAUCCACUUUUGCAAGUCAAUAGAUUCUGAUGAUUACGCCAGGAUUGACCUGACAGGCGAACAGGCUGAGGAAUACGAUACUGACGUGGAGGCGUUUUAGCUGCAAAUCUUUGAAAAAAAGUUUAAUCAUAAUGCGGUGAAUUAACAGCACAUGACCUUUUAAUUUUAUGGUCUCCAUGUAGAUUCCUUCUUCAAAGCCAGGUAUGGCUUUUAGUGGAUUAAUUGUUGGGAAAAGGAUAAUUUUCUAGAUAAAAAAUUUUAUGCCAAAUGUAUUGUUUUCGGCUCAAUGGAGUCACAGAUCGAGGAUAAAAUUUGUAUUACGCUUGGUUCCGCGCUCACAUCUUCCGAAAUUUUUCAAAAUGCUGGUGUAGAUGUUGGAAGAAAAAUUGCGGGCCAUGUUUGCGCCUGUGCACGGGAGUGUCUGCUGUAACUUAUGUAGAGUCCCACCGUCAGAUUUACUCUACUGUGAUGGUACUUCGACAAUUCAUUGUAUACUCUUGCCCCGAAUGUUUGUGGUGGAGUUAAUAUAAUAUGAAAAAAUGUUCCGAGCUCGAGAAUAUUACAAUUAUAGAAAUGUAAUCCUAAGUUAUUAACAUGUGUGAACUAUUUUUAAUUAAGUGUAUCAGUGUGUGAAUUGUUUCAUUUAUAGUUACAAUGUUUUUCGUUGUGUUCUCAAAAGAACUAGUGGAAUACAGUGAAGAAUAACAAUAAAUUUGAAUUGUGA